AUGACAGGUAGGAUGCGAACCAUUCUUGUACAGACGACCCUGUAAUACUAUAACGUUGAGACAGCGUAUCCAGUAUCAAAUGCAGGCGAUAAAUCUAACAUAAGUAGUACAACGGCUUUAUUGCCGUCAAUUGCAUGCAGAAUACUUCAGAAGCACGACUGCUUGAAAAAAAAAAAAAAAAAAAAAAAAACCGGCUAGCGUAAAAAUGAUUGCGACGAUGUGGCGAAGGGCGGUUCAGUGAUUUUGCAAUUAUUGCGUGAUCUGUCGUGGUGUACUGUAUUCAUACAUGUACGUCAGUUGCGUGAUCUGUCUUGAUAUUUUGUAUUCAUACCUCAGUUUCCUAUUGUUGUCUAAAUUGCGCAGUCAUCGAAUCUGACGCGCGUUCAUGAUCACGCAGUUAAAGUAAAGAUGUCAGUAAAGAGGUUUUCCAAGGUACACUGUAGAUAGUCCACGGUUAACAUAAGAUGCUUACACUACUUUAAUUUCUAAUUUUUUUUUGCAGUUUCACUAGUAAAUUAUCUUGUAACAUUUUACUAAAUAUAUUUCUUUAGUCAGAUUCCAUGGUCAACCAAAACCCAUUAAGGGGUCUUAAAAUAGUGUAUGUUGUUCGAAUGACGUCAGUAGCUUCUGCCAGAUGAAAAGUAAUUUAAAAUUGCUCAUUUGGCAGUCAUUUGGUUAGUGUCGAAAAGUCAAGCCCUGCUGCGUUUUGAUCUUGGCAAAACGAACAGCUCCGCAAGAAAAACUGUUCGAAAAUGCAACAAGCAAAGAUAUUUCUCUUUUGUGUAUGUUGGCUUCAUGUUCGAGCAGAAACAGUGUCAACCAACUAUGGAGAUAUUGAUGGUUUAUUGACUCCGUAUCCAAAUGCCUCUGGUCCUUUCAAGUCCGUCAGCAAGUUUCUUGGCGUUCCUUUCUCCGCUCCACCAACUGGAGAUCUAAGGUUUAAAGCCCCCAAACCGCCAAAAGCGUGGAAACCAAAGGUUUAUUCGGCUAAAACACACAAGGCCAGCUGUUUACAGUCAAGAGACCCUAGUCUUGAAUUUUUUAUCAAGGCAGUAACUCCAAAUUUCACCUAUAGCGAGGAUUGCUUGUAUCUCAACGUCUUCAGCCCGAACACCAGCCUCAGUUUGCCAGUGAUGGUUUACAUUCACGGUGGAGGUUACGCCAGAGGAACAGCGAUCACUUCUCCCGGCGAUAUUUUGGCUCUCCAGGGGGUGGUGGUAGUCAUAGUCCAGUAUCGUCUAGGUCCCUUUGGUUUCUUGACGACCGGUGACUCAGCGGCGCCUGGUAACUAUGGAAUGUUGGAUCAAGUGGAAGCACUGAGAUGGGUCAAAGAAAACAUUGAGAAUUUUGGCGGGAAUCCCAGCAAAGUGACCAUAUUUGGACAGAGCGCUGGAGGAACUAGCGUGGGGCUUCAUCUUCUAUCGCCUCUAUCACGUGAUCUCUUUCAUCAAGCCAUUCCAGAGAGCGGUGUAGAUUUAAGUCCCUUUGCGAUUCAGCCAACGUCUUUUGGUCUCCGUUUCACAAAAGAGCUUGCACAAAAACUGAAUUGUGGAUCCAGUGACCAGUUUGCAAUGGUUUCUUGUAUGCGCAGCAAAACAGCUUCAGACAUGCAAAAAGCCGCCGAGUCAAUCAGAUUUAGUUUCAUUAAUGUUAUCAACUGGGCACCAGUCGUAGAUAAAAACUUUCUUCAUGAUACACCCCAAGUUUUGAGGAAAAAAGGAGAAUUCAAGCAAGUGCCACUUCUCAUCACCUUCACAAGUCACGAGGGGGCGAGUUUUCUCGGAGACAUGGUCAACAAUUCUUUUGGGCUGAUGGAGAACGUGGACAAUGGAGUCAGUCCGACUUUGUUCAAAUCAUUUCUAACCAAGUUUGCUCAAGCUCAAGACAGUAGGUAAGUUCCGUUAAGAUUUUACGAAUGUUUCCUCAGUAGCUUUAAUAGAUGUAGUGACACUUUUGGAACUUAAUCGUUAGCUCAUAAAUGGAAAGCAAAAGCGUCUUUCUUUUCCAUUUUAAAAUAAAGUGUUAAUACAUAACUGCAGCCUGUUAUUACCAUUCCACUCACGUUUAACGCGAGCUUACAGGAUCGUAACCAGCAAAAAAAUUAUGACUGAGACAAUGACCAUGACCUACAUAUUUGGCGUGUUACUCAUCCUUUAUUCGACAAUAAGAUGUCCUUUUAUAGACCCAAAGCCCAUUCUGAUCUAGUCUAUAUCUUUGACAUGAAAACGUUUUUUUUGUAGGGUUGUAGUGUUGGUGGGAGGGUUAUUUAAGUAUUAGUUUUAGUGUUCUCCUCGCGUGGCUCCACAGGGACUUCGCUUCUACAUCAGGCUGCUGCAAGACAAUUGGGCCUUUUUUGGAGCCCAUAGAUACAUGGUACCUGAGGCCCGUUUUUAGAAAGUCCCGUUUUUUAACGGUCCCGGAAAGUAGUCGUUGUUUACCUUAAAUUUAAGAUAGAGGUUUCGGAGGUUGCGAUAGUUUUGCUGAUAAUAUUCUGAAACUAACAGUUAACAAACCAAAAUGGAGCGCUGUUUUUCUUUGAUGAUCUGAGUAUUUGUUUUCGGGCUCGUAAAUUAACCGCGACUUUCGUGAAAGGGGCCUCAGGUCUUUAACCUCUGGAAAGCGAUUAACAACUACAUCUUAAUGGAAGAGUUAACAACAGCCGAAAGACAAUGGAAAUGUUGGUGUACAGCAUCCUGCCAUGCAGCAGAGCCUUUUCUUUGGUCGCUCGAUUUUGGCUUGCUCGGAUCCAGGGAGACUCUGCUGCAUGGAUCGAGUAAGAUCUUUGUUGAGCAUUCGCGGCGUGUUGCUAAGAUAUGGUUUCCGGCGGACCUGGGGCCUAUCUCUCGAAAGUCUCAUAACGGAAAGCUGUUUUGUGUUUGUUGUGUUUGCAUUCAAGAUCAAAGUUUCAAUAAUUUUGAAAAUAAUACAAUGGACCUAUCAGUUAACGUAGAAAAAUUGACUGGUGUGUGGGCUAGGAACUGUGAUACUACUCAACAGGUUUUGAUUUUAAAAUUUGCCUUCGGGCCCGAAACGUUUCCGGGUCUUUCGAGAAACGGGCCCUUGGGCCUAAUAAUGCACGCGCUUGCUACAGCUGGUUCGUUAGUGACCAUCAGUUCAAUCAAUAAACGGAUACUCUCUCUUGAAAAACCAGUUUCAGGAGGGAAAGCAAAAUCAGUGACUAGUCCAGAAGUUUGGGCUGCGGAACCUUCUUUUCUUUUCCUCACUCAAAAGGAGGCUCAGCUAUAUGUAGCUUCUGCUCAUAAGGUGCUGUAGAGACGCUAGUCUCCACAGGUAACCAACAAUGCACAUUUAGUUAUUUGUUUGCUUGUUCUUUAAUUGUAAGCAAUGUUUUGCUUUCCCUUUCAAAAUAAAACGAGUGAGGCAGGUACCUCAGAUUGCUUUAAACUGGGCACGGCUAUGGCCUUUGCAAUAAUUGUUUUUAUCCGUCACUUUCUUUUCAGAAACAAGACUGCUCAUCUCAUCGCCAAUGCGUUGGAGUUCAUGUACACCCCUUGGCCUGACAAAAGUAAUAAAUACGCAUUAAGAAGCCAACUUGUUGAUCUUCUUGGAGAUUACUUAUUUUUUGCUCCCAGUCACGAGGUUGCUGAUGUUCAAAGCCAGGUCGCUCCUGUUUACAUGUAUGAAUUUGCUCAAAGGGCAAAAACAAGUAUGGGUGCUGAUUGGAUGGGCGUGGUCCAUAGCGAAAAUGUUCCCUUUGAUUUCGGAGUUCCUUUGAUUCCAAUGUUUUUUCCAUUUUAUAGUCAGGCUGACAGAAAUGUCAGUUUGUUUAUUAUAACCAUGUACGCAAACUUUGCCCGGUCCGGCGAUCCUACAGUCAGCGGUGUCGCGUGGGAGAAAUACAACACGACUCACAGAGCUUACCUUAAAGUGGACACAAGUCCCGAGUUGAAGGCGUCAUUUAAUCCUCGCCGAAUGUCUUUCUGGAAUGAUUACUAUCCUAAAUUGGAGCAGGUAAAGUUCGAUGCCAAUAAAGAAGUGGUCAACGAUACCAAUAAAGAAGUGGUCAACGAUACCAAUAAAGAAGUGGUCAGUGGUGCAAAGGAUAUUGUUACCAUGGGGAUGAUCGGAACUGUUUUUCAAGUUGUAUUUUCAAUGAUGGUUUUUAUGGUUUACUGAGACCUUGCUGUAUGCCAUGUCCUCAUUUGUUCAAAUCUAGUGAAUUAGGUUUCUUUCCCAAUGUUAUUGUGAGCGGGAAGGUAUAGCAUGAUGUAACUUAUAAUAUUUUUUUGACAGCAGUUAUUGCUGAUUAUUCUAUAUCUAGUUCUACGUUUUGGUAGCUUUCUAUUUGUAUUUGCUCUGAAGUAGCCGAACCUCCCCUUCCACAACUGCCAUUUUUUUUGGCCGGACAGAUCAUUCAAGUCACUCCAAUACUUCAUUCUCAGCAAAAGCAACGGCCUCUGAAUUAUUCCCUUUUGCCCUCGUUUGUUACCUGUGUGCCUGUGAGAGAUUAACUGAGAUUGUAGGGCAAAUUACCUAAUAAUAAUAAUAAUAAUAAUAAUAAUAAUAAUAAUAAUAAUACUAAUAGUAAUGAUAAUGAUAAUAGUAAUGAUAAUGAUAAUGAUAAUAAAACGACUUUAUUACCUUUUCAUUAAAUAAUUAAAAGUCAUCUCUGAAAAUAAUUAAAAUCGAUACAGCUCCUUUAAACAAAAGGUUAAACAUUAAAGGUCUUUUUAGCUUGAUUUAUCCGCUCUUCUGCGAAUAUAUCCGUGAUACCAGUGGGAUUCAGUUAAAGGGGCUACUAUCACACUAUCUGCCAUCUUUAUAAAAGCUAGGACUUUUCUUUUCUUUUGUUCUUUUUUCUUGCGUCAAUUGAAUUUCAAAAAUAACGGUCUAGUUUUGUUAUUGAAGAUGUUAGGCAUUGAAACUGUUUCCUGUCUUCUGUUUCAACGGAUGGCAAGGAUAGACAUGCCACUUCAGCUCUUAGCGGGUCCUAAUAUAAGAGAUUGAUCGUCAAAGCAAUUCUACAAGAAGACACGAUCAUUCCUUUCCCGAAGGGAUCAUAAGUGGGAGAACACAGAAGUGGAAACGAGGGCUCUUCUACGAUUUCAAAAGGUUAUUACAUGUGGUUGUUGUUAUCUUAGCUCAGGCGUUCCAUAAUAACACACCAAUAUUUAUUUUUAAAGUUUGCCGAAGCGUGACCAGAAGCGGAAAAGUCCCUGAGAGAAUUCAGCGCUGACAGGGGCGUAGCUGCCUUUAAGCCAUCCAUUAAGCCCAGGCUUAACAAAUUAAAAUUUGGGUCACAAUGAGUUCAUGUAAAUGCAGUAUCAGGGCGUGAAAUUGCAACUAAUACAAGCACCAAUAUCUGUAUGACGAUCAUGCAAAAUGGCACAUAUUUCACUAGGAAACUAUGUCCCUGGCGAACGCCAAGUAAAUAUGUAGGGGUCCUCUUUGCUUACUUUGGUCACCUGCUAGAAUCAUUUGGGUUCAAAACUUGUCGAUUUGGAGGAUCUCAGCUCUAAAAUAACAUCUAGUAAACCGGCCGUUUUCUCCUUGUUUGUUGUUUCUUCUUGUUUUGUUUCGUUUUCAUUUUUUUUCUGGGGACUCAGGACUUAUUCGACUUAUGGAAUUGGCUACCACUUUGAAGUAAGUGGAUCCUACAAAAAAGAGUUAAUUUCAUUUCCUGGCAGUAACGAUGUUUCGAUUAUUCUGCAUUAAUUGAUGUUAAACGUAACUUCGAGCAAACCAAUCCAUUUGAAUGUUUCUUUAAUUUAAUUGAAAAUCGAUCUAAAAGCUAGUCUCGCUCUGCACUCUAUUUUGCCGUCAAUAUUCAAAUUUCAGAGUCUUUACAUCGGGAGGUUAUUUUUAAACAUGAUUUAUAAUUCCUUUAAAACAGGUAGAAAAGUUCACUAUAAUUAAUUUUUGGAAGGUAGUAUUAAGUCGAAUCCCGUAUUUUCGAGAAAGAGUGAAAGACAUUAGAGCAGGAAAGGUAAUGACCACGGGAGUAAUAAACGAGCAAACUGUUUCUAAACCUUAGCAAUCGAGUACUUUUAAUUGGUUGGUAACCAUAAUAAGGGCCUAACAAGUUUGAUUUACCUGACAGACCUUUUUGUUCUAAGAAAUGAAAUAAUUGUGGUAAUCAGAAAGAAAAUCUGUACCUCACCUUCCUCCAUGCAUGGUUGCUCCUCGGUCUCCUCGUGGCUGUAAGAAAAUAACCAUUUUACCCACACCAAUCUGAACCUCUUAUUUCAUUGGUCCCUGUAACCUUCACUACCUAUUGUUUUCAGGGAUAGGGGAAUUGUUAUGUCACCAUUCCGAUUGUUUUCCCAGGUAAUCACAAACCUUGUUUGGAAUGGGUACAGGUCGGCCCCCUAUAACAGCCGUAGCCACGUGACUUUUUCGCUGCGAAAAUACCUUCGACUUUGCUGGAGGGAGGGGUACGGGGUUGACGUCGUUGUUUUAAGCACUUUUUGGAAUACACAUAUUUUUCGAGAUUGGUAAAGAUCAUUAUUAGUAUGUUACAACCAUUUUUAUGUUUUUUCUUUCAUAAGGACUAAUUUAUUUAUUUUUUUAACCUCUUGAAUUUUUAUCCCGUUACUCGUUUUCUCGUUACUCAUCGUUACUGCGUUACUCUGUUUAGUAGCACCCUAACAUGAACUUCGUUUUGCCAGGAUUCAAGAUCAGGUUUAAUUCAUUUUCCCAUGCAGCAUUGCAUUUUAUCCAAAUUUCGUUGCCUGAGGUAAAGCAAAACAUAUAUUGGUUUAUCAGGCUUAUGCUUGAUACAGUCGGACCUUUAUCAGUUGCGACUACCUCUCGUAAGCGACUAGCGUCCAUAAACGACUAGCUAUCCAAACCCCAAACCUUCCCAGUCAAAUUACUACAGUCGGACUAGCCUGUGAGCAAGCUCUCCAUUUGGCCCCGCGGGAAAUCGUGAAAAGUAGACGCGCGAGAGGCACGCGAGGGGAGACUCGCGGCUCGCUACGCUCAUCCAAAUAGGAGAGCUUGCUCGCAGGCUGUAGACCCUCUUGUAAGCGACCACUUGACGCAUACUUUGAUCUCUAUGUUCUCUGAAAGAAUACUACGCUUCUCAUUGCCAUUACUUUCAAUAUGUCUGACAAAUUUAAUAGCAACUGACCAUACAGCUAUGAGUAUAUAACUGUCAUUUCUAUUAAUGCUACUGUAUUCCAGUGAUAGUCAGCCCUGUAUCUAAAUUCACUUUUUAAAAAUAUUUCAUGACUUGAUCCAUCAGGAUAAAGCACCGUGCCAUUGCUUCAUUGCUCGGGCGUUUCCAUGGGAACGGCCGAGCAAAAGAGUGGGCUUGGUUUUUUCUGGCGCAAAUCGUCCUGUCGCGCAUACAGCGCAUACGCAAGAUAUGAGUAUGCGUAAAAUAGGUUAGCGGACUAAACCAGAGCACAUGGCUGCCUUAAACACGGUGAGGAAAGCCAUCUGUGUUCGGUGUGUAAAGCUCAGUGAUCACAAGAAUGAAUUCUGUCAUUUCUCAUACGCGAAAACUUUAUACCAAAUGCACACGCUGUUCUUUUCUAGACCUAUAUACAGUACAAGAUGGCCAGCGAACGGUUCAGUUCAAUCAGUGACUGACGAACUCUGGGUGAACCUUAUUUAGAAAUCCUCUCGAAGUAGUGAGCUACCAACGGAAUUUAAACACAGUGUUUCUCAUCAAGGCAAGAGUCUUGUCGAAGAGUAGGAAUGCCUCUAAGUUUAAGCUUAGUUGCGUUGAAGGAGAAGAAACAGAAAACGAAUUGAGGACUAACCGAGUCACUUAGCUCUUUGCUUUGAUGUCACUGAUUUUAUCUUCCUCUGUUCAUAUGACCUCUAGUAUACAAUUUCUGCAAUCUGAAAAUAAGAUCAAAAUAAAGUCAUGAUUCGUUGAAUGUAGAACUCAAUAACCACCUUCUAAAUAGCUCCGCAUCACCUCCCUCCCACAGCAGCAUUUUGGCCGAAAUCAGGCGCUUAUUAGAGUAAACUCGAAUGAUUUUUUUUUUUCAGCGAGCUAUGACAUCCCGUAUAUUGAUCCAUUUAUACAAUCGGCGACAAAAUGAGUUGAGACACUUCGCCCAAAAGUAGGCUUUUUACGUUUUAUGAACUUCAAAAGGAGGAAAUAUACCUUUCCUCCCCCAUCCCCUCCGUACAAUGUUGGGCCCUUGUUCUAGCUACCUAUAGAAAACAACAAACACCCCAACUUUGAAUUGAGGGGACAGGGGAGGGGUGCGGAUUCUUUUGUUCUCCGAAGUCACCCUAUUUAAGUACAAUGUCUCAACAAUUUUGUCGCCACUUGUAGCUAAAGGCUGCGGAAAUAUUGGAUCCCGCCCGUUAUACAAUAUAAGAGUAAGUAAAACUUACGCUUGUCGCAGUUACGUUUGGCAGGUCAGGCAAAAACUUCGACGCCACGUCUCUUUAUAAAAGAAAAAAAUGUGCUAAUAAUACAGCGAGGACUUUUAAUCGAUCCUAUGUCAAGUAAGCACGACGUAACUUCAACUGAAACCAUUGCGUGAAACUUAAAAUCAGCAAAGAGCAUAUCAAGGGCCAUCUAUUAAGUGUAACAUAAAAAGCCAAUUAUACUUAUCCGUUUAUACUGAAAAUCCAAUUAACCUUUUUGCCCUCAGCAUGAAACGUAGUCAAGUCUGUGGAUAUAUAUAUUACUGUGAUGACGUGUGCCCAUUCAAGUAAAACCUAAAGUAAAGCCAAUCAUACUUAUCCGUUUAACUGAGUCAAAUGCUUCUUCUAGAGAAGAAUAUAUUCCAUAAAUACUGACUGUUGUGUUAUAGAUUCAUGGCGUUUACAUUUGACCCUUGUAGCCUUUUGAUUUUUGUCUUUCAUUCGCACGGCAAUAGCUAAAACAAUGUUACUACUCCGUCGUCCAAUCAGCGCUUAUGACCGGAUUCCGGACAGAUUUUACGUCAUCAGUAUGGAAUUUCUGUCGCGGAAGUCGCAGACAUUCCUCCUUGCGAAACGUCCCCAGCGACGAGGAGCGAUGAGAAACGGCUGUUUCCGCAGCUUAUGGUGUUAUCGAAAACCCAAAAACCAGCGUGUGGUACAAAAAGACACCCAUAGGGGAAAACACCAUAAAUAACAUCAUGAAAACAAUGAAGAAAAACUCAUCCCUGAAAGUUACCUGCCCAGACAAGAAGCUUACCAACCACAGCGCCAGAAAAACGGUUGUCAAGAAAUUGAAGAGCUCCGGCAUUCCAAAAUGUGAGCUUAAAAACAUCACUGGCCACAGUUCCAAGCAAGGUUUGGAUGACUACGACGCCGGAGAUGAAAGGAGGAGGAGUCUGUACACAGGCUAGGGAAGGGGUGAGUUGUUGAAAUGUCACAGUUAAAAAUAAUGCCAAUCGCUUCUUGCUUCAAAAGGCUAUCUCUAUUCCAUUCCACGGACUAGGAGGAGUAGCUAUACUCUCAAGCCGGUAAAAAGUGCAAUUAUAAUCUAUACUUCCCAAAAUAAUAAACCACUGCUUCACGCAGUCUGCAGCCCAAUGAACCCCUUCUAUGUGAGGGUCUUGCUUCAUUACCGUGAUCACACAUGCAGUGAUUAUAUAACCUGCCUUGGCUACUUUCAAUUGACUGGGACUUUGCGACAUGUAUAACGUGUUCUACAGACUACUAUCAACGUCUUACUUUCGAAAGCUGGUUUACUAACUUAGAACAAACGCCACUUAAUCGUAGCCAACAGUUACCAGCACCGUACGAACGACUUAUUGAUGAGAUCAAGCAAAACUAACUACGAGAGAACGACGAGAGAACUGACUAUUUGACUAACAAUAGACGACUGUUUAACUGUGACAAUAGACGGAUCGAAACGCACCAAUUACUGAUUACGAGUCUUCAUAGCCAAUAACAUCACGGAUUAACUGACAGACGACCAAUAACAUCGCGACGUAAUUGACCAAUCAGAUUAAUAACCAGACUAUAAUACCAUCAACUGACGUGAUACAACUCACUUUGACUCUGAAGAUGACUACCGCACAGGUUGUCGAAACGUCAGUCACUGUCAACAACAACUGUGAGUCCUAUUCAGGACUACGUUCACCUGGACGAUCAAAUUCAACCUACUUUUGAAAUAAUAAUAAAAUUAAUAACAAUAAUGAUGAUGGUAAUGAUGCUUUUUUGCCUUAAACACGGUGAGGAAAACCAUCUGUAUUCGGUGUGUAAAGCUCAGUGAUCACAAGAAUGAAUUCUGCCAUUUCUUAUACUCGAAAACUUUAUACCCUGAAUGCACACGCUGUUCUUUUCUAGACCUACAGUACAAGAUGGCGAGCGAACGGUUCAGUUCAAUCAGUGACUUGACUAACUCUGGGUAAACCUUAUCUAGAAGUCCUCUCGAAGUAGUGAUCAUGAGCUACCAACGCAAUUUAAACACCGUGUUUCUCAUCAAGGUUGUCUUAGUUGCCUUGCAGGACAACAACUGUGAGUCGUAUUCAGGACUACGUUCACCUGGACGAUCAAACUCAACCUACUUUUGAAAAAAUAAUAAAAUUAAUAACAAUAAUGAUGAUGGUAAUGAUUUAAAUUCAACUUUAUUAGACGUAAAAAAAGAAACUUACGUAAUAUGUACACUACAUGUAAGCAACAACGGACAGCUAAAUACACUUAUAACAAUACACAAAGAAGUAGAAAGAGAUCCCCCCAAAAAAGGAAAGAAAAAAAAACGUUUACCUAUUGUGUACACAGACAAAGGCACAGAAGAAAGUUUUACUGAAUAGAGAAGAUUUGUUUGAGCCGCCUAAAAAGCAUUUUAAUUUUGGAUGAGGGGAACGCAGUCACAUCAAGCUGAGAGUCUAUUUUAAGCUGAAUAAUCAACUUGGAUAUAAAUUCGGAUCUGAUAGCUUUCUUUUGUACUGUUUGGCAUGUGUAAUGGUACUUUAUUUUAUAUAUACUGAGAUUUUCGCAUCAAAUUUUGCUGUGUGAAAAAGCGUUUCGGAUUUUACUUCGACCAAUCAGAGAGGCGAAACGAGUUUCUCACACGUGAAAAAAUCGUUUCGUCCAAUCACAAACCACGGUUUAAGCGAAUUGUGUUUUCGCGGGCUUUUUCGCGGUCAUCGCGGGUAGCUUUUUCGGGCAGCUUUGACAAGAUAAUAUUUGACAAGAUAAUAUUUUCGGUGUACUCGAGUUGUUCGUAAUUCAAACUUAUCAAGAGCUAGGAGAUAUUUUUGAGGAUGGCUGAACAAUCAAGAAGAUUUGUGUCUCUAGACAAACCUAUAGACAAGUUUAUCGAAGACCAAAAAAACAAGAACCGGCGAAACAACAGCGGAAAGUGAUAAACAGAACGAGACGUAAGCUUUUGUUGUGCUUUUUAAUGGAGCUACUUUGCCUUUCAUUUAACCAUUUAAGCUUAAGCUUAUAAUUGAAACUGGCUAUUUUACUUAAAUUCACUCAUUUUCAAUUGUGCAUUGAGAACAAACAGUUAAGAUUACUUAUAGUUCUUGGAUUACACGAAGCUUCAAACGCAUCAAGCGCGCGUUUGAAUCGUCAGACGAAGACAGCCCUACGCAGUGACAAACUUGACUUGGCUUUGUUUCUUUCGUUAUUUCCUUAUUUAAUUAAGAAUUGAAAUGUUUGCUAUCCUUUGCACCAGUUAUGAUUGGUGAUAUUUUCACACGUCGAUUUUAGUAAAAACUUAAUUUUUCGAAGAGAAUUUAAUACAGGAGUUUUGUAAUUAUUUUAGAGAACCAAUUAAAGCUGGAUAAAUAAAAAAAUCUCAGUAUGUAUAAAAUAAACAAAUUACAGCAUGGAAAGCGCUUUGUACGGGAUUUUCACACUCGUUGGUUUUGUAUCAGAAAUCUCACUCGUUCGCUGCGCUCAAUCGUUCGAUUUCAGAUACUUCACCAACUCGUGUGAAAAUCCCGUACGCACGCGCUUUCCGUGAAGUAAUCUCUAUGUUUUCCAUAUAACGGAAGAAGACGCAAGUACUUUAUCUGUUUAUCAGAUAAACUGAUAUAGUUACAGUUAGCCUGCGUAGCAGGCGCUUGGAAGUAGUGGGCACAAGAAAAAACGGGCGCGCGAGAAGGAGACACGCCAGGGGAGACACCCCUCGCGUGUCUUUCCUUGCGCGCGCCCGUUCUCUCUUACACCUACUACUUCCAAGCGCCUGUUACGCAGGCUAAGUUACAGUUGGUAGGUUGAGAAAAAUCUUUAGUGAAGUAAGGCUAAGGUUUGUAUUGUGCAAGUUGUUGAACCACUGAAGGGACUCGUUACAUAAUUUCUUAAGACUGACACUCAAAGAAAACAUGUUCCAUAGAGUCAUCAUGAUUCUCGCUACACAUAACACAUUUCAUGCAAUCAGUUAUCCCAAAGCGUUUCAAUUCCGUCUUUAUGCUAUUCUGUGCAAAAGUUUAAAAUAAAAUUACCUUGACUUAUUAUACCGAGUGAUUUUAUAGUUACUUUGCAUGCAGUGCAUCCAAUUGUCAGCAACUGCAGGGCAAUGGUUCCGCCACGUUUGAUGGUAGAUGAAAAUCUAAUCUUACACCAACUAAGUUAAGAUUCCCAAGAUCCGUUUUAGCAGAUGCCUCGCUUUUAAGAUGUGUGGGAAGGGCUGAAAUGAGCUGAUAGUAAUGCAAAAAGUUAACUUUAAUGUUGUAUUUGACACCAACUUCUUGAGGAGAAGGGUCAUUGCCCUGAUCGUUCAGCAAGUCCUGUAUCAACAUAACAUUCUUGUCCCGCCAAGCCUUCCAAUAGACCGAUUUGUUUUCAAUAUUUACGUCUCUGUUAUUCCACAAAUUUAAAUAAAUUCACGUUCCAAUGGAUCUUUAUAAUUGCUACGCAGUUCUUGAAAAUAUUCGAGCAGUUCUCAGUAAAACAGAGGAAUUUUCUUGUCUAAUUUGUCAGUAGUAUAGUUACAAUUAAGUAGAAACAACAGUCCACCAUAUUUUUCAAAGUGGUGGUAGGGGAUUGCUGUCCAAUUAUCAUUGGAGUUACUUAAAAGUCUGAUUAUCCAACAAAGGCGAAGCGCUUUGACGGUAGUCCUGAAGCAACGGAAGUUCAAUCCACCUUUGGAUAAUGGGCGGAACAAAACCAGUCUUUUGAUCUUAUCUGUUUCAUUCUUCCAAAGAAAUGCAAAUAGUUUUUUUUGCGUCUGCAGAAUAACUGUUUCUGGAACAGAAAGCAUAUAGAUGCCGGAGUUGAUUAACUGGGAUAAACCGAAAGAUUUCGCAAGCAAAGUUCUUCCUCCAACAGCGUUAGGACAAAUAUUGAGCUUUGCUUCAAUUUUUCUUAUUUUGAUAUGAAAGUUGUUGUUAUCUUUUCCAGUUUCAUCAUGGGAAAGAAUGUUCCAAGAGAUUUGAUGGGGUCUUUCGGACACUCAAAUCUAAAGGUUUGGUCUUGUUUUUGCUCGUCUGAGUACCGAUCCACACAGGCGGACAUACUUUAAAUGAAUUCACUAUUCGCAUUUCUUAGUGCCCUGGUUUUUACGAGAAUGAGUGUGGUGUCAUCUGCAACAUAUGCAAUGUUAGCAUUUUGUCCAUUUUGGAGCUCCAUUCUUCGACUAAGUUGAUUCUGGCGUACUAUCAAGGGCUAGCAUACAAAUAGAGGAGGGCUCAAUGGAGACCCUAGGCGAACUUCUCGGGACACUUUAAAGUAGUCAGUCAUAAACCCGCAUUCAUAACGCCAAAUUCAACAUUGUUAUAAAGAAUGGAUAUCCAUCUCCUAAUAUCUGGGCCGAAGAUGUAUAGUUCUAUACACUUGGGAUGGUAAUGAUGAUGACGAUGAUAAAACGACUUUAUCACCAACCUUUUCAUUAAAUAAUAAAAAUCAUCUCUCAAACAAACAAAAUCGAUGCAGUUCCUUAUAGAUUAUAUUUGGUUAUUUACAUUAAAGGUCUUUUCAGCUUGAUUUUCCCUCUCUUGUGCGGAUAGAUCUGUGAUACCGGUGGGAUUUAAUUAUUGGGGCUCAGCUAUCACACUACCUGCCAACUUUUAAAAAAGCUAGGAAUUUUCUCGGUUUUUUUCUCUGUUUCUAGAUCCAGUUGUGUCCACAAUAUAUCAGCACUUUUUCACUAUGACGUUUGAAUGACGAGCGCACUAUAGGGCGCCGUUUGUGGAAAAAACAUUUAAAACAAAUACAUUCCUUUUUUAUUUGUAAAUAAUAGUCAGCCAUAGAAAGUUUAUUUAUAAAUAAGGAACAACUACUCGCCAAAUGAUAUGAAAAUCGUCAUAUGUUGCCAAAACCUGAUAUCUAUAUAAUACCAGUCUUAAUUUAAAGACGUUAUUUAACAAUUAUUCAUCGAGCCCAAUGGGCUCUGAGUCGAUAGCCCAUGAGGCCGAAGGCCGAAUGAGCUAUUGACGCAGAGGCCAUGAGGGCGAGAGGAAUAAUUGUUUUAGUAAAAUCUAACUACCAUCCUGGUCAAAACGUUUGGGACACUUCGUGUUUUAGGUGAGGAAAUGUAAUAUUCAAGUUGACCCCCUUCCCCCCCUGAACAGUGUUGGGUGUUACAAGUCAAACACCUUUUACAUAUCUUGUACACUUUAAGGACCUCAACUUUGUUUGUGGGGGGGGGGGAAUCUUGUUGAGGCCGUGUUUAUGAGUGUGUAUCGCAGGUUAGCUGCUAAUUCCAUACAAAACCAAGUGAAAAAGGGAAGGUGUCCGAAAACCUUUUGGCCAGGAUUGUAGUUGGUCAAAAAUAUCGAGACAAAACAACUUUAGCUAGCAAAACGCGAUUCAGCCGCCAUUGUUUUGGUUUUCAAAGCCGGCGCUUUUCGCUAAUAGUGAGCUAGAACAUAUAGCCAAGUACUACUACUACUACUAAUAAUAAUAAUUAAAAAUUUAUAACGCGCCUUUUCAGUGCAAAUAUGAUCAAAAGUGCGUAAGCGCGUAGUAGCUCAGAACACAGCAUGGAUAAUGGACCUCUAGCUGGAUUUUACUAUAAUCCAUUAUUUAUAAAUAAUGAAUUUUACCUGGAGGGUAAAUCCAUUAUUUAUAAAUAAUGAUGUUAACCUAUAUUGUGGCAAAUCUAUUAUUCAUAAAUAAUGAAGUUUACCUGGGCCCAGUUGUUGGAAGGCCGAUUAGCGCUUAACCCGGGGUUAAAUUUAACCCGGGUUUCUAUUUCUUGUGUUCAAAAGCACUUUCUCGGAUAAUUUUCUCCGUUAUUUUUAGAGCUUCCAAUCAUCAACUUGUAGACAAAAAGAAUUCAAACUGAACUGCUUUUUAUAAGCUUUCAAAUCUGAUUUCAAAUCUCGCACUAACCCUGGGUUAUCUUAACCCAGCUUUGAACAACUCGGCCCUGGAGGGUAAACCCAUUAUUUAUACAUCAUGAAGUUUCACCUCGCCGAGUGUAUUUGUAAAUACUGUAUUUUGCUUCAAGGCACUUAACUAAUUUAUGACACACCAAGGCGCCAAAACGGUAAUUCAUUCGAAGGAAAUGGCUUGAAUUCCGAGACGAGUCCGGUAACCAUCAUGGCUGACUAAAACUAAGACCAGAUGUGUUCCGAAGCCGUUUCUCGGGUCAUUAGCAAAACAGUGAGUGCUGUCCCUGCUCAAGUAAGCAUCUAGCUUGAACUUCAGUUUGUUGAAAUUGCAUUUUAUGAUUAACAAUCGAAUAUAACUUUGGCAAAGCUAUGUGUCGCUCCCUAGAAAGGUCACCCCCGGGAUGGAUUUGAUUUGUACAGUGCCCAGGACUCAUUUGCUUGGCCUUGCGUUGACCUGGCCUGGCCAUGCACUUCGCCGAACGUGUUCGCCCUUUCUAUUUUACAUCCUUCGAGUUUAUCAAAGUCUGCGCCGGCAAUUCGUUUCUCUAGCCGCUGGAAACGCUUGGUUUGAUUGGUUUUUAUAUCUGAUGCUAUCCUAUUUCUACGAUCCUAGCACGUUUAUUUACCGUUAGAGGUAGAAUUUCGUGGUAAACGUUUUAUUGGAAAGGGAGCAUGGCAGCCGAGAUGCAUCUUACCUUGUGUAUUAUUCAGUAUUAUAUUGUACGGAGGGUGAAUUUGAGCAAAUUAUCACAAAAAUUCGUUUGAGCAUUAAAUACAAAAACAAUUCAUUGCGGAGUAAGUUUCAUUGACCUUUAUUAGUAUUUCCUACAAAUUGUAGGAUCGCUUUUUUACCCUAGAAAAUUACUGUAAUUUUACUGGAACCGUACAGUGGUACUAUCACAAGGUGGGAGCUGGCUUUGCACUCGUCUAGGUAGUAAAGGCAGGGUCUGUGAUCGUAAGUCAGACCGUGCUGGCUAUGCCAUGCUGAUGAGUCCUAACAAGGACAAAACAGCUGUCCAUAGCUGCCACGGUCAGCAUUAGAUCCCAUCGGCCGUAGCCCGUUUCUCUCCUCAUGAAUUUACACAAGGUACAACUGUUUUCUGCUUUCAUAUCACACUUAGAUGAUAUUUCAAGCAGGAAAUGUUCAUGAAAGUGCAAUUCUUUCCAAUUUGGACGAAAAGAAAUUUGAUAUGUAAGACAGUAGGAUUCAAGUCCACGACCCAGAUGGUCCAGUAUGCUACGUUAACCACUAGACCACUGAGGAUUUGCUGGAUGGAGGUGAAAUAAUUUAUAGCAUCAACCCCAACCCAAACAAAAAACCUAACCAGUUUCGAAACAGUGCUUAACCCUAAUCAGUAAAGGCAGUGCUUAACCCUAAUCUGUAGAGGCAGAGCUUAACUCUAAUCAAUUUCAUGAGGUGUCCGAAGGGGCUACGGUCGAUGGGAUCUAAUGAUAACCAGUUGCCUCAGCCGGGCGUGCUAUCGUUGUGCACAUGCUUAAAGUACUGGCCAUACCGUGGAGUUUGGUAGUGUGUGCUUCAGUUCAUAUCGUGGUCUCAUUAUCACAGAGCCUGGGUGUCCUGUGCGCUCGUUGGUAAUAAGUGGUUUCAAGAGAGAUUAUUCUCUCUUGAUGGUUUCCGAAUGACGUCAGGAUUAAAAAGGCUCGCCGGGAGAUCAAAAGUGGUUUAAAAAGCGGUUUCAUUUGCUAAGUGUCAACAAGUCAAGCUCGGUUGUUGUUUGAUAUUGAAAAAUCGAGCAACUCCACUGAUGAAGAAGUGUUCAAAGAUGCAACCCCAGCAACCAACGUUAUUGCCUUUUUGCGCAUGUUGGCAUCAUGUUCGAUUCGAAAUAGUGUUGACUAAGUAUGGAGAUAUCGAAGGUCGCGUGACACCAAUCAGUUAACACCUUCCAGCCAAAUUUUGUCCUUUUCUUGGUGUUUUCUGGUACGUGGCUAACUAUUUUAGUAGAAAUUAAAAAACCUCCGCUCGAACUCCUGUUCCAAAACAGCUUUGGUCGAGCCCUUUGGGGGUGGUGGGGGGGUUACUCCUGGAAAUUCUUGGUGGAGGUGUGCCGCCCGGUUCUUCAAAUCCUGACCUAACAUCAGACCAAAAAAAUUCUGUAAGGCAUAUGAAAACUUCUACAAAGACAACCCUCCUAUUCCUACACAUUACCUGCGGGAAAUGCUUAGACUAAUCCUCAAAGAAAAUUCUUUCCAGUUCAAUGGAAAACACUACCUACAAACCCAUGGUACUGCAAUGGGUACAAAGACAGCAGUUUCUUUUGCCAAUAUUUUCAUGGCACAUAUUGAAACAACAAUUCUAAGCAGAACCGUUUUUAAACCUACAGUUUGGAAACGCUAAAUUGACGAUAUCUUUUCCGUAUGGGACACCAGUAAACCAGACAUCGAAGCCUUCAUCGAACAAGCGAACUUACAUCACCCAACUAUCAAAUUCACGGCCGAAAUAUCUGACACUGAGACUAUGUUUUUAGACACGGUUGUAUACAAAGGCACAAGAUCCAAGGAAAAAUCUAUCCUUGAUGUAAAGACACAUUUUAAAAAAACGGAAACCUUCCAGUACACACAUUUCACUUCCUAUCACCCGCCGAAAGAGAAGCCUUGAGAAUCCUACGAACAAACUCCUCAAAAACUACGUUGGAGGAAAAUAUUUCAAAUUUCAAAAAACGCUUGAUUGACAGAGGCUACCCACAAACUACGAUAGAAAACCUUCUAUCAGAUAUAAAGUUCACGGAGAGGGAGUCUGCUCUCCUGAAACAAAACAACAAAGAGGAAAAAGAAAUAUUGCCCUUCGUCACACAGUACCAGCCCUCAGUGUCUACUUUAUAAGCACUUUUAAUGAAAAAAUGGAAUCUUAUACAAAACCAACCUUUACUUCGCCAAAUUUUUGAAGAAGCACCUAUCAUUUCCUACAAGAAAGAAAAAUCCCUCAAGGACAUGCUCGUUAGAGCUGAAAUAUAGUAUAGAUGUGCGGCCUGUCACCCCUUAUUAAUGUUUAACAAAAAUUAGUAACAUUGUUAAUUAUUAAUCAUUACCCACACCCACGACUUUUACCCACACCCACGACCCACGACAUGUACCCACGACCUACGACCCACGACCAUUAGGCAAACUCGAUUUUAAAGGAGUGUAAUCAAUGAACAAAACCUCCUAUCCUAAAGGCUAUCCGUUGCGUAAUUUGGAUAAGAAAGGUGACUGAUCGAUGAUGACUGACUGGUCCUACAGAAAAAAUGGCGGUCCCGUCAAACAGACCCCGGCACAAAGCGGAAAAAUUACACAAUUACGCACACAAAACUUGCGCUCUAGAGGUUUGCUAAACAGAUAAGAGCAACAAUAAAGCACGCACACUUACGAUCAAAUUAGCUAACAAUAGCGAUAUUAGCCUAGCGUUUUGUCUUUCUUGACCUCUGUUGUUCUCUCCUCGAUGGCGUCCCACGCUAAUCUGCAGAAGCGACGCGAAGCGCUCACCCGUUGCUAUGUGACGUCACACUGGCACGCGGAAUGGGUCAAUAAACGUAACUGGAAAAGAUGUGUCUCCUGCAUGAGAUACAGUAUCAAAUGCAGCAGAUAAAUCUAACAUAAGUAGUACAACGGCUUUAUUGCCGUCAAUUGCAUGCAGAAUACUUCAGAAGCACGAUUACUGGAGAAAAAAACUGCUAGCGUAAAAAUGAUUGCGACGACGUGGCUAAGGGCGGUUCAGUAAUUUUGCAAUUAUUGCAUGAUCUGUCGUGGUGUACUGUAUUCAUACAUGUAGGUCAGUUUCCUGUUGUUCUCUUAAUUGCACAGUCAUCGAAUCCCACGAGCGUUCAUGAUCACGCAGUUAAAGUAAAGAUCAUGAUGUCAGUAAAGAGGUUUUCCAAGGUACACUGUCGAUAGUUCACGGUUAACAUAAGAUGCUUACACUACUUUAGUUUCUAAUUUUUUUUUUUUACAGUUUUAGUAGUAAAUUAUCGUGUAACAUUUCAGUGAUUCAGUACCCUGCGAACAGAGUCUCCUUCGAUCUUCCUAGAUAAAUCGGGAAGAGGAAGGAACCUCUGCCGACGUCCUCGACAAUUCAUAAUGAGCAUGCUCCAAAUUCAUAUUCUGCGACGUCAAUCAAACCGUUACCGUAGCAUCCACUGUGUUUGUCAGCAAAUGUACAGGGUGUCCCAAAAGUUCGUUCCUCUACUUUAUGAGACUGUAAUGUAGUACGAUUGGAAUUGGUAAGCAACUCACUUAAACAAAAGUUGUGUCUUUCAAUACAAUUUACUAUUUUAUACUUGUUGUCCAAUCAGUGUGACUCUAAUAUUCGAAUUGUGUACUUCCGCGCCAAAGGUGCGCGUGCGCGAGUACAUUUUCCCGCCACAUAUUUUUUGUAUUUUGUAGCCCGAUUUGCUCAAACUGCUUCGUUGUUUUUUGUGAAUAUCAUGAAAGAAAAAAACAACAAAACGCAAAAAACUUUCAGCUACUUGAGAGCAUAUGCAUGUUAAAUAAAUAAAUAAAUAAAUAACUUUGAUAGUAACAUCCUCGUGAGGUUUUUCAGGAACUAUUUACAAACUAUUUACAAUUUAUAAAAGCAGAAAUGACAAUAAAAACUCGAAAUCACAAUUUAUGACGGUAUUCUACUAAAUUCUAGAGCUUAUGAAGGAAAUGUCUGCCUCAAUAGUAUGUCUUUCAGGGCGCGCUUGAAAGAUGCCAAUGAGGCACUUUGCUAAGUUCAUUAUAGCGGAAUCUGCAAAGAGUUCCGUGCGCGAGUGUUACGAGUAUGUAUAUUUGAGCACUUGGUAAACUUGCUCGUUAAGUAUUGAGGCGCAAGAUCGUUCUGACAUUUAAAGGUCAAAACGGAGUCUCUAUAGAAUAAUUGUUCUUUAACAGGAAGCCAGUUUAGCUCUCGAAGCAAAGGUGUUACGUGGUCAAACUUCCUAGAGUUUGUUACGAUCUUGCUGGCACAAUUCUGAAUAGAUUGUAAUCUGUUUAUAUUCUGGAGUGUAGUAUUUGACCAUACAGAUGAGCAGUAAAGCAUCUUACUAAAGACUAAUGACGUUAUUAACAACUCUAGUGUUUCCUUGUCGAAGCUCCUUUUGACUCUAUUUAUUUGGCAAAGCUUUGCGAAACAAGAUGACACUACACAUGAAAUAUGGUGAUCGUAGGUCAGAUGGGGGUCAAGAAAGACUCCCAAGUCCUUGGCAGAGUCUGUUGGCUUCAGUGUUUUACCUAAGAAUACCACUCUAGGGUCUUCUGGUAACCUGCUUAACAUCUGUCUGGUACCGAGGAAAAGGAGUUUAGUUUUAUCGGAAUUGAUAAGUACAUGGUUCUCACAGCACCAUUGAGCUACACUAGCUGUGAAGGUCUUGUUCGAGCUUUUUUACUGGCUUAUCAGUAGAAAUAACUGAUAAAAAAUGGAAAAAUCCGAAUUUUCGGAGGUGAAAUGGUCAUAGAGAAAAUGAAGGUUUUGAAGACAAAAAAAGAAGGGGAAGACUGAUAGUCCUGAAUGAAGCGGCUAAAAUAGUUUUGAAGAACGCUAGAUACAAAUUAAAAAAGACAACUCGACGAGAUAGCUCUCACAAUAGUUAGCAAGCCAUGUCUAGGACAGUUUCAUGAAAAGCGAAGGUUAAGGGACCCAGAGAUGGCAACAAAACUUCUGCUUAGUGUGUGAAAUAACGAUCAGCUCGUCUAAAAUUUGUAAAGAGGUACAAAAGCGUUACUGUGAAUAGAAGCUGGGAUGAUUAACUUUUUAUGGAUGAAUGCUUAAAGUAUAUUUCUCCAGCUUCCUAAAUGCCUAAACUAAAAAUAAUGUUGUUCGGGGGGGUCAAAGUGGAGAAGUGGCUCCUGGCACCAGAUGAUAAAAAAGCUCAAAAUAGAGUCAUUUGUGGCUGUACCGACUGUAUCCCACUCCAGGCCGCAACGGCUACAGAAUGUGAUAAAAUAACGAAGGGGGAAUACCGGUUACUGAAAUUCUGAAUACAUGUACUCGAUAGAACAAUAAACACCGUCUAGAAAUUUCAUGCAACAAUAAAGUUUUGAUCAAAAGUUACAGCGCUUGAAAUUAAAGGAACGAACUUUUGGGACACCCUGUAAAUGUUAGCGGGAACGUACCGGUUCGUUUUCACCCUUCCGUAGCUGUGUUUCCUCUGGAUUUGGAAGCUCUAUAGGAACAAUUUCACCUUUGGAAUCUAAACUUGCCGUGUUUGAGUGUAAAGAAGUUAAAAAAAUCUUAGAGCUAGGGUAAAACUUACGGUGCUUUUAAAAAACAAAGCAUCUAACCUUGAAACACAGAAACACACAAAACGGAUCGAAAUCCACCAAUCACAAAUCACGAACGACGACCUUUUAUUUCCUAAGAGGUUCGCUAAGAUGUAAAGGCGAGAAAGCGCCGCUUCCUCAAAUUUCGAUUGACGUCGUGGAAAAACACAAAAUCCAAAGACGUUUUUGCAUCGCAAGACUGGGUUAUCCAGAAACAGAUGUAAAAGCAUCGAUCAUUUAAAUGCCACAUGGAUUCUGAAGCCCCAUGAUCUUAUUUUGAAUUAAUGUUAUAGCAAACACAGAAGAAUAAGCAUAGAUAUUGUUUCUUAAAUAUUUUUAUUCAAAACCCAUUUGUUUAUCCUUCCAAAAACUUCGCGUAACACUUACUGGAUUGUGGAUCCGUUCACGCAAGUAAAAUCGGCUAAGUACAUGGUUAAAUCCAAAACAAAAUCCAUCUCGAAUCUGGGUACAUUUUCCGAUUUUUUAAAACUGAACGUUCAAUCUAUAAUUUUCUCAAAAUUAUUGCAUGAAAUUGAAGCGGCAGCUAUUUGUUUUGCUAUGGAGCGUGGGCGCAGAAAGAGUCAGCAAAAUUCCAGAAUAUGCGUGCGUGCACAGAUAAAACUGGUUUAUCCAGUAUGAAACUUGUCUGACUCAUCCAAAGAGCUGGAUGAUCGGCAGAUCAAAGGAACUUGAAGAUUUCGGCAGAGUCGCUUCCUCUUUCCCGAGUUAUCUAGGAAAGAUCGAAGCGACUCUGCUAGCAGGGUAGUGAUUCAGUGAUUUUGCAAUUAUUGCAUGAUCUGUCGUGAUAUACUGUAUUCAUACGUCAGUUUCCUGUUGUUCUCUUAAUUGCACAGUCAUCGAAUCCCACGCGCGUUCAUGAUCACGCACUUAAAGUAAAGAUGUCAGUAAAGAGGUUUUCCAAGGUACACUGUCGAUAGUUCACGGUUAACAUAAGAUGCUUACACUACUUUCGUUUCUAAUUUUUUUUUUGCACAGUUUUAGUAGUAAAUUAUCUUGUAACACUUCAGUGAUUCAGUACCCUGCUAACAGAGUCUCCUUCGAUCUUCCUAGAUAAGUCGGGAAGAGGAAGGAACCUCUGCCGACAUCCUCGACAAUUCAUAAUGACCAUGCUCUAUCAGAUAUAAAGUUCACGGAGAGGGAGUCUGCUCUCCUGAAAAAAAACAACAAAGAGGAAAAAGAAAUAUUGCCUUUCGUCACACAGUACCAGCCCUCAGUGUCUACUUUAUAAGCAGUUUUAAUGAAAAAAUGGAAUCUUAUACAAAACCAACCGUUACAUAGCCAAAUUUUUAAAGAACAACCUAUCAUUUCCUACAAGAAAGGAAAAUCCCUAAAGGACAUGCUCGUUAGAGCAAAAAUAUAGUAUAGAUGUGCGGCCUGUCUCCCCUUAUUAAUAUUUAACAAAAAUUAGUAACGUUGUUAGUUAUUAAUCAUUACCCACACCCACGACCCACGACAUGUACCCACGACCCACGACCCACGACCCACGACCCACGACCCACGACCCACGAUCAUUAGGCAAACUCGAUUUUAAAGGAGUGUAAUCAAUGAAUAAAACCUCCUAUCCUGAAGGCUAUGCGUUGCGUAAUUUGGUUAAAAAAGGUGACUGAUCGAUGAUGAUCUGACUGGUCCCACAGAAAAAAUAGCGGUCCCGCCAAACAGCCCCCGGCACAAAGCGGAAAAAUUACACAAUUACGCACACAAAACGCUCUAGAGGUUUGCAAAACAAAUAAAAGCAACAAUAAAGCACACACUUACGAUCUUACACUACUUUAGUUUCUAUUUUUUUUACAGUUUUUGUAGUACAUUAUCUUGUAACAUUUCAGUGAUUCAGUGAUUUGGCAAUUAUUGCAUGAUCUGUCGUGAUAUACUGUAUUCAUACGUCAGUUUCCUAUCGUUUUCUAAAUUGCACAGUUGUCGAGUCCCACGCGCUUUAAUGAUCAUGCAGUUAAAGUAAACAUCUCAGUAACGAGGUUUUCCAAGGUACACCGUAGAUAGUUCACGGUUAACAUAAGAUGCUUACACUACUUUAGUUUCUAUUUUUUUUUUACAGUUUUAGUAGUAAAUUAUCUUGUAACAUUUUACUGAAUAUAUUUCUUUAGUCAGAUUGCAUGGUCAACCAAAAGCCAUUAAGGGGUCCUAAAAUAUUGUAUGUUCAGCUGUAUGUUUUUUGAAUGACGUCAGCAGCUUCUGCGAGAUGAAAAGUAAUUUAAAAUGGCUCAUUUGGCAUUAAUUUGGUUAGUGUCGAAAAGUCAAGCCCUGCUGCGCUUUGAUCUUGGUAAAACGAACAGCUCCACAAGAAAAACUGUUCGAAAAUGCAACUAGCAAAGAUAUUUCUCUUUUGUGUAUGUUGGCUUCAUGUUCGAGCAGAAACAGUGUCAACUAAGUAUGGAGAUAUCGAGGGUUUCCUGACUCCGUAUCCGGCUGCCUCUGGUCCUUUCAAGUCCGUCAGCAAGUUUCUUGGCGUUCCUUUUGCCGCUCCACCAACUAAAGAGCUAAGGUUUAAAGCCCCUAGACCGCCAAAAGCGUGGAAACCAAAAGUUUAUUCGGCUAAAACACACGGGGCCAUCUGUUUACAGUUAAGAGACCCUAGUCUUGAAUUCUUUAUCCAGUCAGUAACUCCAAAUUUCACCUAUAGCGAGGAUUGCUUGUAUCUCAACGUCUUCAGCCCGAAUACCAGCCUCAGUUUGCCAGUGAUGGUUUACAUUCACGGUGGAGGUUACACCAGAGGAACAGCGAUCACUUCUCCCAGCGAUGUUUUGGCUCUCCAGGGAGUGGUGGUAGUCAUAGUCCAGUAUCGUCUAGGUCCCUUUGGUUUCUUGACGACCGGUGACUCAGCGGCGCCUGGUAACUAUGGGAUGUUGGAUCAAGUGGAAGCACUGAAAUGGGUCAAAGAAAACAUUGCGAAUUUUGGCGGGAAUCCCAGCAAAGUGACCAUAUUUGGACAGAGUACUGGAGGAACUAGUGUGGGGCUCCAUCUUCUAUCGCCUCUAUCACGUGAUCUCUUUCAUCAAGCCAUUCCAGAGAGCGGUGUAGAUUUAACUCCCUUUUCGAUUCAGCCAAAGUCUUUUGGUCUCCGUUUCACAAAAAAGCUUGCAAAAAAACUGAAUUGUGGAUCCGGUGACCAUUCUGCAAUGGUUUCUUGUAUGCGCAGCAAAACAGCGUCAGACAUGCAAAAAGCCGCCGAGUCAAUCAGAUUUAGUUUCAUUAAUGUUAUUAACUGGGCACCAGUCGUAGAUAAAAACUUUCUUCAUGAUACACCCCAAGUUUUGAGGAGAAAAGGAGAAUUCAAGCAAGUGCCACUUAUCAUCACUUUCACAAGUCACGAGGGGGCGAGUUUUCUCGGAGACAUGGUCAACAAUUCUUUUGGGCUGAUGGAGAACGUGGACAAUGGAGUCAGUCCUACUUUGUUCAAAUCAUUUCUAACCAAGUUUGCUCAAGCUCUAGACAGUAGGUAAGUUCCGUUAAGAUUUUACGAAUGUUUCCUCAGUAGCUUUAAUAGAUGUAGUGACACUUUUGGCACUUAUUCCUUAGCUCAUAAAUGGAAAGAAAAAGCGUCUUUCUUUUCCAUUUUUAAAUAAAGUGUUAAUACAUAACUGCAGCCUGUUAUUACGAUUCCACUCACGUUUAACGCGAGCUUACAGUAUCGUAGCCAGCAAAAAAAUUAUGACUGAGACAAUGACCAUGACCUACAUAUUUGGCGUGUUACCCAUCCUUUAUUCGACAAUAAAAUGUCCUUUUAUAGACCCAAAGCCCAUUCCGAUCUAGUCUAUAUUUUUGAUAUGAAAACGUUUUUUUUGUAGGGUUGCGGUGUUGGUGGGAGGGUUAUUUAAGUAUUAGGUUUGGUGCUCUAGAUUCUUGUAUGCGAAUUUUUAUAAAAACAGUUUGUUUGUUCUUAUCACUGAAGAGGCAAAUUGGGAUGAUUUUGUGCGCAUUAGCACUAAUCCCACUGCACUGAUCCCAUUGCUGUAGAACCUCGCGUGCCUCCACAGGGACUUCGCUUCUACAUUAGGCUGCUGCAAGACAAUUGGGCCUUUUUUGGAGCCCAUAGAUACACGGUACCAGGGGCCCGUUUUUAGACAGUCCCGUUAUUUAACGGUCCCGGAAAGUAGUCGUUGUCUACAUUAAUUUUAAGAUAGAGGAUUCGGAGGUUGCGGUAGAUUUGUAGAUAACAUUGUAAAACUAACAGUUAACAAAACAAAAUGGAGCGCUGUUUUUCUGAAUAUUUGUUUUCGGGCUUGUAAAUUAACCGGGACUUUCGUGAAAGGGUCCCCAGGUCUUUAACCUCUGGAAAGCGAUUAAUAACUACAUCUUAAUGGAAGAAUUAACAACAGCCAAAAGACAGUGGAGAUGUUGGGGUACAGCACCCUGCCAUGCAGCAGAGCCUUUUCUUUGGUCGCUCGCUUUGGCUUGCUGGGAUCCGGGGAGACUGCUGCAUGGAUCGAGUAAGAUCUUUGUUGAGCAUGCGUAGGAUGUUGCUAAGAUAUGGUUUCGGACCUGGGGCUUAUUUCUCGAAAGUCUCGAUAACUUUUCGGGCUCAGAAAGCUGUUUUGUGUUUGUUGUGUUUGCAUUCAAGAUCAAAGUUUCAUUAAUUUUGAAAAUAAUACAAUGGACCUAUCAGUUAACGAAGAAAAAUUGACUGGUGUGUGGGCUAGGAACUGUGAUACUAUUCAGCAGGUUUCGAUUUUAAAAUUUGCCUUCUGGCCCGAAAAGUUUCCAGGUCUUUCGAGAAACGGGCCCUUGGGCCUAAUAAUGCACGCGCUUACUACAGCGGGCUCGUUAACGACCAUCAGUUCAAUUAAUAAACGGAUAAUCGCUCUUGGAAAAACCAGUUUUAGGAGGGAAAGCAAAAUCAGUGACUAGUCCAGAAGUUUGGGCUGCGGAACCUUCUUUUCUUUUCCUCAAUCAAAAGGUGGCUCAGCUAUAUGUCGCUUCUGCUCGCAAGGUGCUGUAGAGACGCUCGUUUCCACAGGCCACCAACAAUGCACAUUUAUUUAUUUGUUUGCUUGUUGUUUAAUUGCAAGCAGUGUUUUGCUUCCCCCUUCAAAAUAAAACGAGUGAGGCAGGUACCUCGGAUUGCUUUAAACCUGGGCACGGCUAUGGCCUUUGCAAUAAUUGUUUUUAUCUGUCACUUUUUUUUUUCAGAAAGAAGACUGCUCAUCUCAUCGCAGAUGCGUUGGAGUUCAUGUACACCCCUUGGCCUGACAAAAGUAAUAAAUACGCAUUAAGAAGCCAACUUGUUGAUCUUCUUGGAGAUUACUUAUUUUUUGCUCCCAGUCACGAGGUUGCUGAUGUUCACAGUCAGGUCGCUCCUGUUUACAUGUAUGAAUUUGCUCAACGGGCACAAACAAGUAUGGGUGCUGAUUGGAUGGGCGUUGUCCAUAGUGAAAAUGUUCCCUUUGAUUUUGGAGUUCCUUUGAUUCCAAUGUUUUCGUCAUUUUAUAGUCCCGGUGACAGAAUUGUCAGUUUGUUUAUUAUGACCAUGUACGCAAACUUUGCCCGGUCCGGCGAUCCUUCAGUCAGCGGUGUCGCGUGGGAGAAAUACAACACGACUCACAGAGCUUACCUUAAAGUGGACACAAGUCCCGAGUUGAAGGCGUCAUUUAAUCCUCGCAGAAUGUCUUUCUGGAAUGAUUACUACCCUAAAUUGGUGCAGCAGAAGUUCCGUGGCAAUAAAAAGGUGGUCAGCGGUGCAAAGGCUACUGUUACCAUGGGAUGAUCGGAACUGUUUUUCAAGUUGUAUUUUCAGUGAUUGUUUUUAUGGUUUACUGAGACCUUGCUCUAUGCCAUGUCCUCAUUUAUUCAAAUCUAGUAAAUUAGGUUUCUUUCCCAAUGUUAAUGUGAGCGGGAAGGUAUAGCAUGAUGUAACUCAUAAUAUUUUUUUCUAAGUAGCUAUUGCUGAUUAUAACAUAAGGUUAAACAUUAAAGGUCUUUUUAGCUUGAUUUAUCCUCUCUUCUGCGAAUAGAUCCGUGAUACCAGUGGGAUUCAAUUAAAGGGGCUACUAUCACACUAUCUGCCAUCUUUAUAAAAGCUAGGACUUUUCUUUUCUUUUGUUUUUUUUUUCGUGCGUCAAUUGAAUUUCAAAGAUGACGGUCCAGUUUUGUUAUUGAAGAUGUUAGGCAUUGAAACUGUUUCCUGUCUUCUGUGGCAACGGAUGGCAAGGAUGAACAUGGAUUAAAACUUGAAAAAAUUGGGCCAACCUGUUCAAGUUUUAAUGCUAUGCCUACAAAACUUGCCAAAGGAAUUGUUAUUGUUAGUGCGCACCGAAUAGAUUACUAGUGGAUAAAGCGUCAGGAAAAAAAAAUUGGUCUUAUCUAGCAUACACAUCCUAAAGAUGUACUUCCAACUCUUAGGUCGAUGUCAGUGAUUUUAAGCUCAUGAUACGAAAAAAGUUCGUUAGAAGAUAAUAACAUGAAAGAAAAACAUAAAAAUGGUUGUAUAUCCAAAUAAUUACCUUUACCAAUCUCGAAAAAUAUGUGUAUUCCAAAAAGUGCUUAAAACAACGACAUUAACGGCCCCACCCCUCUCUCCGCGAUCCAGCAAAGUCGAAGGUAUUUUCGCGCCGAAAAAGUCACCUGUUAUUUGCAAUUGAAUAUGCCUAUCCAGCAGAUAGAGUAACAAAACGUUCUGUUCAUCGUUCACCCUAAAAGGUUAUUUCCUACAGCCCAGGACUCGGAAGACUAUAUUAAAAGUGCCGAGUUUCUGAACAAUUGUCACAAAUCAUUCAAUCUGUACAACUGAAGUGAGUGGUACCCCGGUAGUAGCAUAGACAUCUGAAUCAAUACCAUUGAUUUCCGUAUGAUCUAUAGUUUGAUCCCACGGUAUACGUUGUGUUUAUUGAGAUCAUGAAGAAAAGAAACGGAAAGUUUUUGUGACGCAUUCUUUUUUCAAGGACCAGGUAUGGGAUUACCCUAAGCUUUGAAGGUUUCAGUGUGAACGAUUGUUAUAACUAAUUAAUUAAUUAAUUUUGUAAGAAGAUUAAGGAAAGUACUUCUUUUGCCAAAUGUAGGUCCCUCUUCCUAGUCGCAUGAUGGUAAAGACCGUCUGCAAGUGCCACUUCAGCUCUUAGCGGGUCCUGAUAUAAGAGAUUGAUCGUCAAAGCAAGUCUAGAAGAAGACACGAUCAUUCCUUUCCUGAAGGGAUCAUAAGUGGGAGAACACAGAAGUGGAAACGAGGGCUCCUCUACGAUUUCAAAAUACUAUUAGUUGUUGUUAUCUUAUCUCAGGCGUUUCAUAUAACACACCAAUAUUUAUUUUUAAAGUUUGCCGAAGCGUGACCAGAAGCGGAAAAGUCCCUGACAGAAUUCAGUGCGGACAGAGGCGUAGCUGCCUUUAAGCCAUCCAUUAAGCCCAGGCUUGACAAAUUAAAAUUUAGGUCACAAUGAGGUCAUGUAAUUGCAUGUUAUCAGGGCGUGAAAUUGCAACUAGUAUAAGCACUAAUGUCUGUAUGGCGAUCAUGCAAAAUGGCACAUAUUUCACUAGGAAACUAUGUCGCAGGCGAACGCCAAGUAGAUAUGUAGGGGUCCUCUUUGCUUACUUUGGUCACCUGCUAGAAUCAUUUGGGUUCAAAACUUGUCAAUUUGGAGGAUCUCAGCUCUAAAAUAACAUCGAGUACACCGGCCGUUUUCUCCUUGUUUGUUCUUUUUCUUCUUGUUUUGUUUCGUUUACAUCUUUUUCUUUGGACUAAGGACUUAUUCGACUUAUGGAAUUGGCUACCACUUUGAACUAUUAAGUAGCCAAGUGGAUCCUACAAAAAGAGUUAAUUUCAUGCUCUGGCAGUAACAAUCUCUUCUAACAAAUGAAAUAAUUGUGGUAAUCAGAAAGAAAAUCUGUACCUCACCUUCCUCUGAUGCAUGGUUGCUCCUCGGUUAGCCUGCGUGCAGACGAUAACUAAACUCUGAUUAGUACCGUCUGCGAAGCAGCGCAGAGAUCCUUGUUCUGGGCCCCCAACGGACUCAACGAAUUACCGGAAGUGCGUUUCGAAUUCCCCUUCAACCUGAUUGGCGAUCACGACAAACAAAACAAAGCCUUUUUUAACUGGCCAAUCGUGGCGCGUACUCAAAUCUGGGUACACAGCUGGAAGUCCAGAACAAGGAUUUCGGCGCUGUUUCGCAGACGGAGUUAACCAGAGUUUAAUUUCGUCUGCGCGCAGGCUACUCCUCGGUCUACUCGUGGCUGUGAGAAAAUAACCAUUUGACCCACACCCUUCCAAACCUCUUAUUUCAUUGGUCCCUGUAACCUGCACUACCUAUUGUUUUCAGGGAUAGAGGCAUUGUUAUGUCACCAUCUCCAUUGUUUUCCCAGCCAAUCACAAACCUUGCUUGGAAAGGGUAUAGGUCGGCCCCCUAUAACAGCCGUAGCCAGGUGAGUUUAUCGGCGCGAAAAUACCUUCGACCUUGCUGAAGGGAGGGGUGGGGGGUUGACGUCGUUGUUUUAAGCACUUUUUGGAAUACGCAUAUUUUUCGAGAUUGGUAAAGAUCAUUAUUAGGAUGUUACAACCAUUUUUAUGUUUUUUCUUUCAUUAGGAUUUAUUUAUUUCUUUUUGAAUUUCUAUCCAGUUACUCGUUUUCUCGUUACUCCGUUACUCGUUACUCGUUACUGCGUUACUCUGUUUAGUAACACCUUAACAUGAACUUCGUUUAGCUAGGAUUUAAGAUCAGGUUUAAUUCAUUUUCCCAUGCAGCAUUGCAUUUUAUCCAAAUUGCGUUGCCUGAGGUAAAGCAAAACAUAUAUUGGUUUACUAGGCUUAUGCUUGAUACAGUCGGACCUUUAUCAGUUGCGACUACCUCUCGUAAGCGACCAGCUUCCAUAAGCGACCAGCUAUCCAAAACCCCAAACCUUCCCAGUCAAAUUACUACUGCUGGACUCAUAUAAACGACUACCUCUCUUUACCCUUUUGUAAGCGACCACUUGACGCAUGGUUUGAUCUCCUCGUGCGCUGAAAGUAUACUACGCUUCUCAUUGCCAUUGCUUUCGAUAUGUCUUACAAAUUUAAGAGCAACUGAUUAUACAGCUAUGAAUAUAUACCUGUCAUUUCUUAUAAUGCUACUGUAUUCCAGUGAUAUGGCAGCCCUGUAUCUAAAUUCACUUUUUAAAAAUAUUUUAUGACUUGAUCCAUCAGGAUAAAGCACCGUGCCAUUGCUUUAUUGCUCGGGCGUUUCCAUGGGAACGGCCCAGCAAAAGAGUGGGCUUGUUUUUUUUCUGGCGCAAAUCAUCCUGUCGCGCAUACAGCGCAUACGCAAGAUAUGAGUAUGCGUAAAAUAGGUUAGCGGACUAAACCAGAGCACAUGGCUGCCUUAAACACGGUGAGGAAAACCAUCUGUUUUCGGUGUGUAAAGCUCAGUGAUCACAAUGAAUUCUGUCAUUUCUUAUGCUCGAAAACUUUAUACCAAAUGCACACGCUGUUCUUUGCUAGACCUACAGUACAAGAUGACGAGCGAACGGUUCAGUUCAAUCAGUGACUGACUAACUCUGGGUGAACCUUAUCUAGAAGUCCUCUCGAAGUAGUGAGCUACCAACGGAAUUUAAACACAGUGUUUCUCAUCAAGGCAAGAGUCUUGUCGAAGAGUAGGAAUGCCUCCAAGUUUAAGCUUAGUUGCCUUGCAGGAGAAGAAACAGAAAAUGAAUUGAGUAUUAACUUCACUUAGCUUUUGCGUCCUUGCUGUUUGCUUUGACGACAGUGAUUUUAUCUUCCUUUUUUCUUAUGUCCUCUAGUAUACAAUUUCUGCGAUCUGAAAAUAAGGUCAAAAUAAAGUCAUGCUUCGUUGAAUGAAGAACUCAAUAACCACCUUCAAAAAAGCCCGGCAACACCUCCCUCCCACACCAACAUUUUGGCCGAAAUCAGGCGCUUAUUCAAGUAAACUUGAACGAUUCUUUUUCCAGCGAGCUAUGACAUCCCGUAUAUUGAUCCAUUUAUAGCUAAAGGCUGCGGAAAUAUUGGAUCCCGCCCGUUAUACAAUAUAAGAGUAAGUAAAACUUACGCUUGUCGCAGUUACGUUUGGCAGGUCAGGCAAAAACUUCGACGCCACGUCUCUUUAUAAAAGAAAAAAAUGUGCUAAUAAUACAGCGAGGACUUUUAAUCGAUCCUAUGUCAAGUAAGCACGACGUAACGUCAACUGAAACCAUCGCGUGAAACUUAAAAUCAGCAAAGAGCAUAUCAAGAGCUAUUUUAAGUGUAACAUAAAAAGCCAAUUAUACUUAUCCGUUUAUACUGAAAAUCCAAUUAACCUUUUUGCCCUCAGCAUGAAACGUAGUCAAGUCUGUGGAUAUAUUACUGUGAUGACGUGUGCCCAUUCAAGUAAAACUAAAGUAAAGCCAAUUAUACUUAUCCGUUUAACUGAGUCAAAUGCUUCUUCUAGAGAAGAAUAUAUUCCACAAAUACUGACUUAUAGAUUCAAGGCGUUUACAUUCGACCUUUGUAGCCUUUUGAUUUUUGUCUGUCAUUCGCACCGCGAUAGCUAAAACAGUAUUACUACUCCGUCGUCCAAUCAGCGCUUAUGACCGGAUUUCGGACAGAUUUUACGUCAUCAGUAUGGAAUUUCUGUCGCCGAGUCGCAGACGUUCCUCUGACGUCCCCAGCGACGAGGAGCGAUGAGAAACAGCUGUUUUCGCAGGCUAUGAUGUUAUCGAAAACCCAAAAACCAGCGUGUGGUACAAAAAGACACUCAUAGGGAAAAACACCAUAAAUAACAUCAUGAAAACAAUGAAGAAAAACUCAUCCCUGAAAGUUACCUGCCCAGACAAGAAGCUUACCAACCACAGCGCCAGAAAAACGGUUGUCAAGAAAUUGAAGAGCUCCGGCAUUCCAAAAUGUGAGCUUAAAAACAUCACUGGCCACAGUUCCAAGCAAGGUUUGGAUGACUACGACUCUGGAGAUGAAAGGAGGAGGAGUCUGUACACAGGCUAGGGAAGGGGUGAGUUGUUGAAAUGUCACAGGUAAAAAUAAUGCCAAUCGCUUCUUGCUUCAAAUGGCUAUCUCUAUUCCAUUCCACGGACUAGGAGGAGUAGCUAUACCCUCAAGCCGGUAAAAAGUGUAAUUAUAAUCUAUACUUCCCAAAAUAAUAAACCACCGCUUCACGCAGUCGGCAGCCCAAUGAACCCCUUCUACGUGAGGGUCUUGCUUCAUUGCCGUGAUCACACAUGCAGUGAUCAUAUAACCUGCCUUGGCUACUUUCAAUUGACUGGGACUCUGCGACAUAUAUAACGUGUUCUACAGACUACUAUUAACGUCUUACUUUAGAAAGCUGGUUUACUAACUUAGAACAAACGCCACUUAAUCGUAGCCAACAGUUACCAGCACCGUACAAACGACCUAUUGAUGAGAUCAAGCAAAACUACGAAAAGCGACGAAAGUACGAGAGAACGACUAGAGAACUGACUAUUUGACUAACAAUACACGACUGUUUAACUGUGACAAUAGACGGAUCGAAACGCACCAAUUACUGAUUACGAGUCUUCAUAGCCAAUAACAUCACGGCUUAACUGACAGACGACCAAUAACAUCGCGACGUAAUUGACCAAUCAGAUUAAUAACCAGACUAUAAUACCAUCAACUGACGUGAUACAACUCACUUUGACUCUGAAGAUGACUACCGCACAGGUUGUCGAAACGUCAGUCACUGUCAACAACAACUGUGAGUCCUAUUCAGGACUACGUUCACCUGGACGAUCAAACUCAACCUACGUUUGAAAUAAUAAUAAAAUUACUAACAAUAAUGAUGAUGGUAAUGAUGCUUUUUUGCCUUAAACACGGUGAGGAAAACCAUCUGUAUUCGGUGUGUAAAGCUCAGUGAUCACAAGAAUGAAUUCUGCCAUUUCUUAUACUCGAAAACUUUAUACCCUGAAUGCACACGCUGUUCUUUUCUAGACCUACAGUACAAGAUGGCGAGCGAACGGUUCAGUUCAAUCAGUGACUUGACUAACUCUGGCUGAACCUUAUCUAGAAGUCCUCUCGAAGUAGUGAUCAUGAGCUACCAACGCAAUUUAAACACCGUGUUUCUUAUCAAGGUUGUCUUAGUUGUCUUGCAGGACAACAACUGUGAGUCCUAUUCAGGACUACGUUCACCUGGACGAUCAAACUCAACCUACUUUUGAAAUAAUAAUAAAAUUAAUAACAAUAAUGAUGAUGGUAAUGAUGCUUUUUUUAAAAUUCAACUUUAUUAGACGUAAAAAAAGAAACUUACGUAAUAUGUACGCUACAUGUAAGCAACAACGGACAGCUAAAUGCACUUAUAACAACACACAAAGAACUAGAAAGAGAUCCCCCAAGCCCGAAAAGAAAAGAAAAAAAAAGUUUACAUAUUGUGCACACAGACAAAGGUUCAGAAGAAAGUUUUACUGAAUAGAGAAGAUUUGUUUGAGCCGCCUAAAAAGCAUUUUAAUUUUGGAUGAGGGGAACGCAGUCACAUCAAGCUGAGAGUCUAUUUUAAGCAGAAUAAUCAACUUGGAUAUAAAUUCGGAUGUGGUGGCUUUCUUUUGCAUUAUUUUGCAUGUGUAGUGGUACUGUUUUACAUAUAACAGAAGAAGACGCAAGUCCUUUAUCUGUUUAUCAGAUAAACUGGUAUAGUUUCAGUUAGCCUGCGUAGCAGGCACUUGGAAGUAGUGGGCACAAGAAAAAACGGGCGCGCGAGAAAGAGACACGCGAGGGGAGAUACCCCUCGCGUGUCUCCCUCGCGCGCGCCCGUUCUCUCUUACACCCACUACUUCCAAGCGCCUGUUACGCAGGCUAAGUUACAGUUGGUAGGAUGAGAAAAAUCUGUAGCGAAGUAAGGCUAAGGUUUGUAUUGAGCAAGUUCUUGAACCACUGAAGGGACUCGUUACAUAAUUUCUUAAGACUGACAUUCAAAGAAUACAUGUUCCAUAGAGUCAUCAUGAUUCUCGCUACACAUAACACAUUUCAUGCAAUCAGUUAUCCCAAAGCGUUUCAAUUCCGUCUUUAUACUAUUCUGUGCGAAAGUUUAAAAUAAAAUUACCUUAACUUAUUAUGCCGAGUGAUUUUAUAGUUACUUUGCAUGCAGUGCAUCCAAUUGUCAGCAACUGCAGGGCAAUGGUUCCGCCACGUUUGAUGGUAGUCGGUUCAGUGUAAAUUUUCUCAGCAAACGAUUUAUAAAAUUGCUUGCAAGAGGUUUUCAGCAGGAGGUUUUCAGGUUUUCAAUUGUCAGCAACUGCAGGGCAAUGGUUCCGCCACGUUUGAUGGUAGUCGGUUCAGUGUAAAUUUUCUCAGCAAACGAUUUAUAAAAUUGCUUGCAAGAGGUUUUCUUUCAGUUUAGAUUUAAAUCUUUAGCUAGAUGAAAAUCUAAUCUUACACCAACUAAGUUAAGAUUCCCAAGAUCCGUUUUAGCAGAUGCCUCGCUUUUAAGAUGCGUGGGAAGGGCUGAAAUGAGCUGAUAGUAAUGCAAAAAGUUAACUUUAAUGUUGUAUUUGACACCAACUUCUUGAGGAGAAGGGUCAUUGCCUUGAUCGUUCAGCAAGUCAUGUAUCAACAUAACAUUCUUGUCCCGCCAAGCCUUCCAAUAGACCGAUUUGUUUUCAAUAUUUACGUCUCUGUUAUUCCACAAAUUUAAAUAAAUUCACGUUCCAAUGGAUCUUUAUAAUUGCUACGCAGUUGUUGAAAAUAUUCGAGCAGUUCUCAGUAAAACAGAGGAAUUUUCUUGUCUAAUUUGUCAGUACUAUAGUUACAAUUAAGUAGAAACAACAGUCUACCAUAUUUUUCAAAGUGGUGGUAGGGGAUUGCUGUUCAAUUAUCAUUGGAGUUACUUAAAAGUCUGCUUAUCCAACAAAGGCGAAGCGCUUUGACGGUAGUCGUGAAGCAACGGAAGUUCAAUCCACCUUUGGAUAAUGGGCGGAACAAAACCAGUCUUUUGAUCUUAUCUGUUUCAUUCUUCCAAAGAAAUGCAAAUAGUUUUUUUUGCGUCUGCAGAAAGAAUGUUCCAAGAGAUUUGAUGGGGUCUUUCGGACACUCAAAUCUAAAGGUUUGGUCUUGUUUUUGCUCGUCUGAGUACCGAUCCACACAGGCGGACAUGCUUUAAAUGAAUUCACUAUUCGCAUUUCUUAGUGCCCUGGUUUUUACGAGAAUGAGUGUGGUGUCAUCUGCAACAUAUGCAAUGUUAGCACUUUGUCCAUUUGGGAGCUCCAUUCUUCGACUAAGUUGAUUCUGGCGUACUAUCAAGGGCUAGCAUACAAAUAGAGGAGGGCUCAAUGGAGACCCUUGGCGAACUUCUCGGGACACUUUAAAGUAGUCAGUCAUAAACCCGCAUUCAUAACGCCAAAUUCAACAUUGUUAUAAAGAAUGGAUAUCCAUCUCCUAAUAUCUGGGCCGAAGAUGUAUAGUUCUAUACACUUGGGAUGGUAAUGAUGAUGACGAUGAUAAAACGACUUUAUCACCAACCUUUUCAUUAAAUAAUAAAAAUCAUCUCUCAAACAAACAAAAUCGAUGCAGUUCCUUAUAGAUUAUAUUUGGUUAUUUACAUUAAAGGUCUUUUCAGCUUGAUUUUCCCUCUCUUGUGCGGAUAGAUCUGUGAUACCGGUGGGAUUUAAUUAUUGGGGCUCAGCUAUCACACUACCUGCCAACUUUUAAAAAAGCUAGGAAUUUUCUCGGUUUUUUUCUCUGUUUCUAGAUCCAGUUGUGUCCACAAUAUAUCAGUACUUUUUCACUAUGACGUUUGAAUGACGAGCGCACUAUAGGGCGCCGUUUGUGGAAAAAACAUUUAAAACAAAUACAUUCCUUUUUUAUUUGUAAAUAAUAGUCAGCCAUAGAAAGUUUAUUUAUAAAUAAGGAACAACUACUCACCAAAUGAUAUGAAAAUCGUCAUAUGUUGCCAAAACCUGAUAUCUAUAUAAUACCAGUCUUAAUUUAAAGACGUUAUUUAACAAUUAUUCAUCGAGCCCAAUGGGCUCUGAGUCGAUAGCCCAUGAGGCCGAAGGCCGAAUGAGCUAUUGACGCAGAGGCCAUGAGGGCGAGAGGAAUAAUUGUUUUAGUAAAAUCUAACUACCAUCCUGGUCAAAACGUUUGGGACACUUCGUGUUUUAGGUGAGGAAAUGUAAUAUUCAAGUUGACCCCCUUCCCCCCCUGAACAGUGUUGGGUGUUACAAGUCAAACACCUUUUACAUAUCUUGUACACUUUAAGGACCUCAACUUUGUUUGUGGGGGAAUCUUGUUGAGGCCGUGUUUAAGAGUGUGUAUCGCAGGUUAGCUGCUAGUUCCAUACAAAACCAAGUGAAAAAGGGAAGGUGUCCCAAAACCUUUUGGCCAGGAUUGUAGUUGGUCAAAAAUAUCGAGACAAAACAACUUUAGCUGGCAAAACGCGAUUCAGCCGCCAUUGUUUUGGUUUUCAAAGCCGGCGCUUUUCGCUAAUAGUGGGCUAUAACAUAUAGCCAAGUACUACUACUACUACUAAUAAUAAUUAAAAAUUUAUAACGCGCCUUUUCAAUUCAAAUAUGAUCAAAAGCGCGUAAGCGCGUAGUAGCUCAGAACGCAGCAUGGAUAAUGGACCACUAGCUGGAUUUUACUAUAAUCCAUUAUUUGUAAAUAAUGAAUUUUACCUGGAGGGUAAAUCCAUUAUUUAUAAAUAAUGAUGUUAACCUAUAUUGUGGCAAAUCUAUUAUUCAUAAAUAAUGAAGUUUACCUGGGCCCAGUUGUUGGAAGGCCGAUUAGCGCUUAACCCGGGGUUAAAUUUAACCCGGGUUUCUAUUUCUUGUGUUCAAAAGCACUUUCUCGGAUAAUUUUCUCCGUUAUUUUUAGAGCUUCCAAUCAUCAACUUGUAGACAAAAAGAAUUCAAACUGAACUGCUUUUUAUAAGCUUUCAAAUCUGAUUUCAAAUCUCGCACUAACCCUGGGUUAUCUUAACCCAGCUUUGAACAACUCGGCCCUGGAGGGUAAACCCAUUAUUUAUACAUCAUGAAGUUUCACCUCGCCGAGUGUAUUUGUAAAUACUGUAUUUUGCUUCAAGGCACUUAACUAAUUUAUGACACACCAAGGCGCCAAAACGGUAAUUCAUUCGAAGGAAAUGGCUUGAAUUCCGAGACGAGUCCGGUAACCAUCAUGGUUGACUAAAACUAAGACCAGAUGAGUUCCGAAGCCGUUUCUCGGGUCAUUAGCAAAACAGUGAGUGCUGUCCCUGCUCAAGUAAGCAUCUAGCUUGAACUUCAGUUUGUUGAAAUUGCAUUUUAUGAUUAACAAUCGAAUAUAACUUUGGCAAAGCUACGUGUCGCUCCCUAGAAAGGUCACCCCCGGGAUGGAUUUGAUUUGUACAGUGCCCAGGACUUAUUUGCUUGGCCUUGCGUUGAUCUGGCCUGGCCACUUCGCCGAACUUUCGCCCUUUCUAUUUUACAUCCUUCGAGUUUAUCAAAGUCUGCGCCGGGAAUUCGUUUCUCUAGCUGCUGGAAACGCGUCAUUAGUUUUUAUAUCUGAUGCUAUCCUAUUUCUACGAUCCUAGCACGUUUAUUUACCGUUAGAGGUAGAAUUUCGUGGUAAACGUUUUAUUGGAAAGGGAGCAUGGCGGCCGAGAUGCAUCUUACCUUGUGUAUUAUUCAGUAUUAUAUUGUAUGGAGGGUGAAUUUGAGCAAAUUAUCACAAAAAUUCGUUUGAGCAUUAAAUACAAAAACAAUUCAUUGCGGAGUAAGUUUCAUUGACCUUUAUUACUAUUUCCUACAAAUUGUAGGAUCGCUUUUUUACCCUAGAAAAUUACUGUAAUUUUACUGGAACCGUACUGUGGUACUAUCACAAGGUGGAGCUGGCUUUGCACUCGCCUUGGUAGUAAAGGCAGGGUCUGUGAUCGUAAGUCAGACCGUGCUGGCUAUGCCAUGCUGAUGAGUCCUAACAAGGACAAAACAGCUGUCCAUAGCUGCCACGGUCAGCAUUAGAUCCCAUCGGCCGUAGCCCCUUUCUCUCCUCAUGAAAUUUACACAAGGUACAACUGUUUUCUGCUUUUAUAUCACACUUAGAUAAUAUUUCAAGCAGGAAAUGUUCAUGAAAGUCCAAUUAGGAAGAAAAAAAAUUUGAUACGUAAGACAGUAGGAUUCGAGUCCACGACCCAGAUUGUCCAGUAUACUACGUUAACCACUAGACCACUGCAUGAGGAUUUGCUGGAUGGAAGUGAAAUAAUUUAAGCACAUAUAGCAUCAACCCCAACUCAAAAAAAUCUGGCCAUACCGUGGAGUUUGGUAGUGUGUGCUUCAGUUCAUAUCGUGGUCUAAUUAUCACAGAGCCUGGGUUCCUGAGCGCUCGUUGGUAAUAAGUGGUUUCAAGAGAGAACGAGCUUGGUGGUUUCCGAAUGACGUCAGGAUUAAAAAGGCUCGCCGGGAGAUGAAAAGUAAUUUAAAAUUGUUGACUUUCCCUUCAUUUGCUAAGUAUCAACAAAUCAAGCUCGGUUGUUGUUUGAUAUUGAAAAAUCGAGUAACUCCACUGAUGAAGAAGUGUUCGAAGAUGCAACCCUAGCAACCAACGUUAAUGCCUUUUUGCGCAUGUUGGCAUCAUGUUCGAUUCGAAAUAGUGUCGACUAAGUAUGGAGAUAUCGAAGGUCGCGUGACACCAAUCAGUUAACACCUUCCAGCCAAAUUUGGUCCUUUUCUUGGUAUUUUCUGAUACGUGGCUAACUAUUUUCGUAGAAAUUAAAAAACCUCCGCUCGAACUCCUGUUCCAAAACAGCUUUGGUCGAACCCUUUGGAGGGGGGUGGGGGGGGGGGGGAGAUUCCUCCUAGAAAUUCUUGGUGGGGGUGUGCCGCCCGGUUCUUCAAAUCCUGACCUGAUAUCAGACCAAAAAAAUUGUUCAAAUCCAUUUCGAAUACGCAUAUUUCUCUUCUUUCUUACUCGUUUGGAAUUGAAACGAUAAACACGUUAUUCCCUCGAAAACCAUGCCCGAUUCCAGACAAAAAUGAGCAAACAGUUCGACCUUUGAAUCAACUAUUGACCAAAAGUUGAGCCUUUUAAUUAUAAUAAUAAAUAAUAAACUUUAUUUAUAUAGCGUCUAUAUCAUUAACUGUUCUAGGCGCUUUACAAUAUCACAAUCACAAAAGUGAAAAAACGGACAUUUCUUGUUUCGAUGGACGUCACAAGUCUUUACACAAAUAUACCACAAAACGAGGGCAUUGAAAUUGUCUGUAAAGCAUAUGAAAACUUCCACAAAGACAACCCUCCUAUUCCUACACAUUACCUGCGGGAAAUGCUUAGACUAAUCCUCAAAGAAACUUCUUUCCAGUUCAAUAGAAAACACUACCCACAAACCCAUGGUACUGCAAUGGGUACAAAGACAGCUGUUUCUUUUGCCAAUAUUUUCAUGGCACAUAUUGAAACAACAAUUCUAAGCAGAACCGUUUUUAAACCUACAGUUUGGAAACGCUAAAUUGGCGAUAUCUUUUCCGUAUGGGACAUCAGUAAACCAGACAUCGAAGCCUUCAUCGAACAAGGGAACUUACAUCACCCAACUAUCAAAUUCACGGCCGAAAUAUCUGACACUGAGACUAUGUUUUUAGACACGAUUGUAUACAAAGGCACAAUAUUCAAGGAAAAAUCUAUCCUUUAUGUAAAGACACAUUUUUAAAAAACGGAAACCUUCCAGUACACACAUUUCACCUCCUGUCACCCGCCGAGUGUUAAAAAAGGAUUUCUCAAAGGAGAAGCCUUGAGAAUCCUACGAACAAACUCCUCAAAAACUACGUUGGAGGAAAAUAUUUCAAAUGUCAAAAAACGCUUGAUUGACAGAGGCUACCCACAAACUAUGAUAGAAAACCUACUAUCCGAUAUAAAGUUCACGGAGAGGGAGUCUGCUCUCCUGAAACAAAACAACAAAGAGGAAAAAGAAAUAUUGCCUUUCGUCACACAGUACCAGCCCUCAGUGUCUACUUUAUAAGCAGUUUUAAUAAAAAAAUGGAAUCUUAUACAAAACCAACCAUUACUUCGCCAAAUUUUUAAAGAACCACCUAUCAUUUCCUACAAGAAAGGAAAAUCCCUAAAGGACAUGCUCGUUAGAGCUAAAAUAUAGUAUAGAUGUGUGGUCUGUCACCCCUUAUUAAUAUUUAACAAAAAUUAGUAACAUUGUUAAUUAUUAAUCAUUACCCACACCCACGACUUUUACCCACACCCUCGACCCACGACAUGUACCCACGACCCACGACCCACGACCAUUAGGCAAACUCGAUUUUAAAGGAGUGUAAUCAAUGAAUAAAACCUCCUAUCCUGAAGGCUAUCCGUUGCUUAAUUUGGAUAAAAAAGGUGACUGAUCGAUGAUGCUCUGACUGGUCCCACAGAAAAAAUGGCGGUCCCGCCAAACAGCCCCCGGCACAAAGCGGAAAAAUUACACAAUUACGCACACAAAACGCUCUAGAGGUUUGCAAAACAGAUAAGAGCAACAAUAAAGCACACACACUUACGAUCAAACUAGCGAGCAAUAGCGAUAUUAACCUAGCGUUUUGUCUUUCUUGACCUCUGUUGUUCUCUCCUCGAUGGCGUCCCACGCUAAUCUGCAGAAGCGACGCGAAGCGCUCACCCGUUGCUAUGUGACGUCACACUGGCACGCGGAAUGGGUCAAUAAACGUAACUGGAAAACAUGUGUCUCCUGCAUGAGACACAGUAUCAAAUGCAGCAGAUAAAUCUAACAUAAGUAGUACAACGGCUUUAUUGCCGUCAAUUGCAUGCAGAAUACUUCAGAAGCACGAAUACUGGAAAAAAAACUGCUGGCGUAAAAAUGAUUGCGACGACGUGGCUAAGGGCGGUUCAGUGAUUUUGCAAUUAUUGCAUGAUCUGUCGUGGUGUACUGUAUUCAUACAUGUACGUCAGUUUCCUGUUGUUCUCUUAAUUGCGCAGUCAUCGAAUCCGACGCACGUUCAUGAUCACGCUGUUAAAGUAAAGAUGUCAGUAAAGAGGUUUUCCAAGGUACACUGUCGAUAGUUCACGGUUAACAUAAGAUGCUUACACUACUUUACUUUCUAAUUUUUUUUACAGUUUUAGUAGUAAAUUAUCUUGUAACAUUUUACUAAAUAUAUUUCUUUAGUCAGAUUGCAUGGUCAACCAAAAGCCAUUAAGGGCUCUUAAAAUAUUGUAUGUUGUUCGAAUGACGUCAGCAGCUUCUGCGACAUGAAAAGUAAUAAAUGGCGCAUUUCGCAUUCAUUUGGUUAGUGUUGAAAAGUCAAGCCCUGCUGCGUUUUGAUCUUGGUAAAACGAACAGCUCCACAAGAAGAACUGUUGGAAGAUGCAACUAGCAAAGAUAUUUCUCUUUUGUGUAUGUUGGCUUCAUGUUCGAGCAGAAACAGUGUCAACUAAGUAUGGAGAUAUCGAGGGUUUCUUGACUCCGUAUCCGACUGCCUCUGGUCCUUUCAAGUCCGUCAGCAAGUUUCUUGGCGUUCCUUUUGCCGCUCCACCAAUUGAAGAGCUAAGGUUUAAAGCCCCCAAACCGCCAAAAGCGUGGAAACCAAAAGUUUAUUCGGCUAAAACACACGGGGCCAUCUGUUUACAGUUAAGAGACCCUAGUCUUGAAUUCUUUAUCCAGUCAGUAACUCCAAAUUUCACCUACAGCGAGGAUUGCUUGUAUCUCAACGUCUUCAGCCCGAACACCAGCCUCAGUUUGCCAGUGAUGGUUUACAUUCACGGUGGAGGUUACACCAGAGGAACAGCGAUCACUUCUCCCAGCGAUGUUUUAGCUCUCCAGGGAGUGGUGGUAGUCAUAGUCCAGUAUCGUCUAGGUCCCUUUGGUUUCUUGACGACCGGUGAUUCAGCGGCGCCUGGUAACUAUGGGAUGUUGGAUCAAGUGGAAGCACUGAAGUGGGUCAAAGAAAACAUUGCGAAUUUUGGUGGGAAUCCCAGCAAAGUGACCAUAUUUGGACAGAGUGCUGGAGGAACUAGCGUGGGGCUCCAUCUUCUAUCGCCUCUAUCACGUGAUCUCUUUCAUCAAGCCAUUCCAGAGAGCGGUGUAGAUUUAACUCCCUUUUCGAUUCAGCCAACGUCUUUUGGUCUCCGUUUCACUAAAGAGCUUGCACAAAAACUGAAUUGUGGUUCCAGUGACCAUUGUGCAAUGGUUUCUUGUAUGCGCAGCAAAACAGCGUCAGACAUGCAAAAAGCCGCCGAGUCAAUCAGAUUUAGUUUCAUUAAUGUUAUCAACUGGGCACCAGUCGUAGAUAAAAACUUUCUUCAUGAUACACCCCAAGUUUUGAGGAAAAAAGGAGAAUUCAAGCAACUGCCACUUAUCAUCACCUUCACAAGUAACGAGGGGGCGAGUUUUCUCGGAGACAUGGUCAACAAUUCUUUUGGGCUGAUGGAGAGCGUGGACAAUGGAGUCAGUCCGACUUUGUUCAAAUCAUUUCUAACCAAGUUUUCUCAAGCUCUAGACAGUAGGUAAGUUCCGUUAAGAUUUUACGAAUGUUUGCUCAGUCGGCUUUAAUAGAUGUAGUGACACUUUUGGAACUUAUUCGUUGGCUCAUAAAUGGAAAGCAAAAACGUCUUUCUUUUCCAUUUUUAAAUAAAGUGUUAAUACAUAACUGCAGCCUGUUAUUACGAUUCCACUCACGUUUAACGCGAGCUUACAGGAUCGUAACCAGCAAAAAAAUUAUGACUGAGACAAUGACCAUGACCUACAUAUUUGCGAGUUACUCAUCCUUUAUUCGACAAUAAAAUGUCCUUUUAUAGACCCAAAGCCCAUUCUGAUCUAGUCUGUAUCUUUGAUAUGAAAACGUUUUUUUUAUAGGGUUGUAGUGUUGGUGGGAGGGUUAUUUAAGUAUUAGGUUUGGUGUUCUAGAUUCUUGUAUGCGGAUUUUUAUAAAAAAACAGUUUGUUUGUUCUUAUCACUGAAGUAGCAAAUUGGGAUGAUUUUGUGCACAUCAGCACUAAUCCCACUGCACUGAUCCCAUUAAUUGCUGUAGAACCUCGGGUGGCUCCACAGGGACUUAGCUUCUACAUUAGGCUGCUGCAAGACAAUUGGGCCUAUUUAAGGAGCCCAUAGAUACACGGUACCAGAGGCCCGUUUUUAGAAAAGUCCCGUUAUUUAACGGUCCCGGAAAGUAGUCGUUGUUUACCUUAAAUUUAACAUAGAGGAUUCGGAGGUUGCGAUAGUUUUGCAGAUAACAUUGUAAAACUAACAGUUAAAAAAACAAAAUGGAGCGCUGUUUUUCUUUGGUGAUCUGAAUAGUUGUUUUCGGGCUCGUAAAUUAACCGGAACUUUCGUGAAAGGGGCUCUAGGUUUUUAACCUCUGGAAAGCGAAUAAUAACUACAUCUUAAUGGAAGAAUAAACAACAGCCAAAAGACAGUGGAGAUUUUGGGGUACAGCACCCUGCCAUGCAGCAGGGCCUUUUCUUUUGUCGCUCGCUUUUGGCUUGCUUGUUUCCAGGGAAACUCUGCUGCAUGAAUCGAAUAAGAUCUUUGUUGAGCAUGCGCAGGAUGUUGCUAAGAUAUGGUUUCGGACCUGGGGCCUAUUUCUCGAAAGUCUCGAUAACUUUUCGGGCUCAGAAAGCUGUUUUGUGUUUGUUGUGUUUGCAUUCAAGAUCAAAGUUUCAAUAAUUUUGAAAAUAAUACAAUGGACCUAUCAGUUAACGAAGAAAAAUUGACUGGUGCGUGGGCUAGGAACUGUGAUACUAUUCAGCAGGUUUUGAUUUUAAAAUUUGCCUUCGGGCCAGAAAAUUUUCCGGGUCUUUCGAGAAAUGGGCCCUUGGGCCUAAUAAUGCACGCGCUUGCUACAGCGGGUUCGUUAGAGACCAUCAGUUCAAUCAAUAAACGGAUAAUCGCUCUUGGGAAAACCAGUUUGAGGAGGGAAAGCAAAAUCAGUGACUAGUCCAGAAGUUUGGGCUGCUGCGGUAACCUCAAAAGCUUAAUGUGAUUCUCCUCCUCAGUCAAAAGGAGGCUCAGCUAUAUGUAGCUUCUGCUCGCAAGGUGCUGUAGAGACGCUCGUUUCCACAGGCCACCAACAAUGCACAUUUAUUUAUUUGUUUGCUUGUUGUUUACUUGCAAGCAGUGUUUUGCUUCCCCCUUCGAAAUAAAACGAGUGAGGCAGGUACCUCGGAUUGCUUUAAACCUGGGCACGGCUAUGGCCUCUGCAAUAAUUGUUUUUAUCCGUCACUUUUUUUUCAGAAAGAAGACUGCUCAUCUCAUCGCAGAUGCGUUGGAGUUCAUGUACACCCCUUGGCCUGACAAAAGUAAUGAAUACGCAUUAAGAAGCCAACUUGUUGAUCUUCUUGGAGAUUACUUAUUUUUUGCUCCCAGUCACGAGGUUGCUGAUGUUCACAGUCAGGUCGCUCCUGUUUACAUGUAUGAAUUUGCUCAACGGGCACAAACAAGUAUGGGUGCUGAUUGGAUGGGCGUGGUCCAUAGUGAAAAUGUUCCCUUUGAUUUCGGAGUUCCUUUGAUUCCAAUGUUUUUGUCAUUUUAUAGUCCCGGUGACAGAAUCGUCAGUUUGUUUAUUAUGACCAUGUACGCAAACUUUGCCCGGUCCGGCGAUCCUUCAGUCAGCGGUGUCGCGUGGGAGAAAUACAACACGACUCACAGAGCUUACCUUAAAGUGGACACAAGUCCCGAGUUGAAGGCGUCAUUUAAUCCUCGCCGAAUGUCUUUCUGGAAUGAUUACUAUCCUAAAUUGGAGCAGGUGAAGUUCCGUGGCAAUAAAAAGGUGGUCAGCGGUGCAAAGGCUACUGUUACCAAGGGAUGAUCGGAACUGUUUUUCAAGUUGUAUUUUCAGAGAUGGUUUUUAUGGUUUGCUGAGACCUUGCUUUAUGCCAUGUCCUCAUUUAUUCAAAUCUAGUAAAUUAGGUUUCUUUCCCAAUGUUAUUGUGAGCGGGAAGGUAUAGCAUGAUGUAACUCAAUAUUUUUUUCUGAGUAGCUAUUGCAGAUUAUAACAUAAUGUUAAACAUUAAAGGUCUUUUUAGCUUGAUUUAUCCUCUAUUCUUCGAAUAGAUCCGUGAUACCAGUGGGAUUCAAUUAAAGGGGCUACUAUCACACUAUCUGCCAUCUUUAUAAAAGCUAGGACUUUUCUUUUCUUUUGUUUUUUUUUUUCGUGCGUCAAUUGAAUUUCAAAAAUGACGGUCCAGUUUUGUUAUUGAAGAUGUUAGGCAUUGAAACUGUUUCCUGUCUUCUGUGGCAACGGAUGGCAAGGAUGAACAUGGAUUAAAACUUGAAAAAAUUGGGCCAACCUGUUCACGUUUUAAUGCUAUGCCUACAAAACUUACCAAAGGAAUUGUUAUUGUUAGUGCGCACCGAAUAGAUUACUAGUGGAUAAAGCGUCAGGAAAAAAAAAUUGGUCUUAUCUAGCAUACACAUCCUAAAGAUGUACUUCCAACUCUUGGGUCGAUGUCAGUGAUUUUAAGGUCAUGAUACGAAAAAAGUUCGUUAGAAGAUAAUAACAUGAAAGAAAAACAUAAAAAUGGUUGUAAUAUCCAAAUAAUUACCUUCACCAAUCUCGAAAAAUAUGUGUAUUCCAAAAAGUGCUUAAAACAACGACGUCAACCACCCCACCCCUCUCUCCGCGAUCCAGGAAAGUCGAAGGUAUUUUCGCGCCGAAAAAGUCACCUGCUAUUUGCAAUUGAAUUUACCUAUCCAGCAGAUAGAGUAACAAAACGUUCCGUUUAUCGUUCACCCUAAAAGGUUAUUUCCUACAGCCCAGGGUUAGGAAGACUAUUUUAAAAGUGCCGAGUUUUUGAACAAUUGUCACAAAUCAUUGAAUAUGUCCAACUGAAAUGAGUGGUACCCAGGUAGUAGCAUUAGUACCAACAUCGAAAUCUGCAUCAAUAACAUUGAUUUUCGUAUGGUUGAUAGUUUGAUCACGCUGUAUACGUUGUGCUUAUUGAGAUCAUGAAGAAAAGAAACGGAAAGUUUUUGGUACUUCUUUUGCCAAAUGUAGGUCCCUCUUCGUACUUGCAUGAUGGUAAAGACCGUCUGCAAGUGCCACUUCAGCUCUUAACGGGUCCUAAUAGAAGAGAUUGAUCGUCAAAGCAAUUCUAGAAGAAGACACGAUCAUUCCUUUCCCGAAGGGAUCAUAAGUGGGAGAACACAGAAGUGGAAACGAGGGCUCUUCUACGAUUUCAAAAUACUAUUAGUUGUUGUUAUCUUAGCUUAGGCGUUUCAUAUAACACACCAAUAUUUAUUUUUAAAGUUUGCCGAAGCGUGACCAGAAGCGGAAAAGUCCCUGACAGAAUUCAGCGCUGACAGAGGCGUAGCUGCCUUUAAGCCAUCCAUUAAGCCCAGGCUUGACAAAUUGAAAUUUGGGUCACAAUGAGUUCAUGUAAUUGCAUAUUAUCAGGGCGUGAAAUUGUAACUAAUAUAAGCACCAAUGUCUGUAUGACGAUCAUGCAAAAUGGCACAUAAUUCACUAGGAAACUAUGUCGCUGGCGAACUCCAAGUAGGUAUGUAGGGGUCCUCUUUGCUUACUUUGGUCACCUGCUAGAAUCAUUUGGGUUCAAAACUUGUCAAUUUGUAGGAUCUCAGCUCUAAAAUAACAUCUAGUAAACCGGCCGUUUUCUCUUUGUUUGUUCUGUUUCUUCUUUGUUUUGUUUCGCAUACAUUUUUUUCUUUGGACUAAGGACUUAUUCGACUUAUGGAAUUGGCUACCACUUUGAACUAUUAAGUAGCCAAGUGGAUCCUACAAAAAGAGUUAAUUUCAUGCUCUGGCAGUAACAAUCUCUUCUAACAAAUGAAAUAAUUGUAGUAAUCAGAAAGAAAAUCUGUACCUCACCUUCCUCCAUGCAUGGUUGCUCCUUGGUCUACUCGUGGCUGUGAGAAAAUAACCAUUUGACCCACACCCAUCCAAACCUCUUAUUUCAUUGGUCCCUGUAACCUUCACUACCUUUUGUUUUCAGGGAUAGAGGCAUUGUUAUGUCACCAUCCCCUUUGUUUUCCCAGCCAAUCACAAACCUUGCUUGGAAUGGGUACAGGUCGGCCCCCUAUAACAGCCGUAGCCAGGUGACUUUUUCGGCGCGACUUUGCUGAAGGGAGGGGUGGGGGGUUGACGUCGUUGUUUUAAGUACUUUUUGGAAUACGCAUAUUUUUCGAGAUUGGUAAAGAUCAUUACUAGGAUGUUACAACCAUUUUUAUUUAUUUCUUUUUUUUAACCUCUUGAAUUUCUAUCCAGUUCCUCGUUUUCUCGUUACUCUGUUACUCGUUACUCGUUACUGCGUUACUCUGUUUAGUAACACCUUAACACGAACUUCGUUUUGCCAGGAUUCAAGAUCAGGUUUAAUUCAUUUUCCCAUGCAGCAUUGCAUUUUAUCCAAAUUUCGUUGCCUGAGGUAAAGCAAAACAUAUAUUGGUUUACCAGGCUUAUGUUUGAUACAGUCGGACCUUUAUCAGUUGCGACUACCUCUCGUAAGCGACCAGCUAUCCAAAACCCCAAACCUUCCCAGUCAAAUUACAGCUGGACUCAUAUAAACGACUACCUCUCUUUACCCUUUUGUAAGUGACCACUUGACGUAUGGUUUGAUCUCCUUGUGCGCUGAAAGUAUACUACGCUUCUCAUUGCCAUUGCUCUCGAUAUGUCUUACAAAUUUAAGAGCAACUGAUUAUACAGCUAUGAAUAUAUACCUGUCAUUUCUUAUAAUGCUACUGUAUUCCAGUGAUAGUCAGCCCUGUAUCUAAAUUCACUUUUUAAAAAUAUUUUAUGACUUGAUCCAUCAGGAUAAAGCACCGUGCCAUUGCUUUAUUAUUGCUCGGGCGUUUCCAUGGGAACAGCCCAGCAAAAGUGUGGGCUUGUUUUUUUUCUGGCGCAAAUCGUCCUGUCGCGCAUACAGCGCAUACGCAAGAUAUGAGUAUGCGUAACAUAGGUUAGCGGACUAAACCAGAGCACAUGGCUGCCUUAAACACGGUGAGGAAAACCAUCUGUUUUCGGUGUGUAAAGCUCAGUGAUCACAAUGAAUUCUGUCAUUUCUUAUGCUCGAAAACUUUAUACCAAAUGCACACGCUGUUCUUUGCUAUCAGUUCAAUCAGUGACUGACUAACUCAGGGUGAACCUUAUCUAGAAGUCCUCUCGAAGUAGUGAGCUACCAACGGAAUUUAAACACAGUGUUUCUCAUCAAGGCAAGAGUCUUGUCGAAGAGUAGGAAUGCCUCCAAGUUUAAGAAUAGUUGCCUUGCAGGAGAAUAAACAGAAAACGAAUUGAGGACUAACUUCACUUAGCUCUUUGCUUUGAUGUCAUUGAUUUUAUCUUCCUUUGUUCUUAUGACCUCUAGUAUACAAUUUCUGCAAUCUGAAAAUAAGGUCAAAAUAAAGUCAUGCUUCGUUGAAUGAAGAACUCAAUAACCACCUUCAGAAAAAAGCCCCGCAACACCCCCCUCCCACGCCGACAUUUUGGCCGAAACCAGGCGCUUAUUCAAGUAAAUGCGUACGAUUUUUUUUCAUCGAGCUAUGACAUCCUGUAUAUUGAUCCAUUUAUAGCUAAAGGCUGCGGAAAUAUUGGAUCCGGCCCGUUAUACGUAUACAAUAUAAUAGUAACUAAAACUUGAUACGCUUGUCGCAAUUACGUUUGGCAGGUCAGGCAAAAACUUCGACGCCACGUCUCUUUAUAAAAGAAAAAAAAUGUGCUAAUAAUACAGCGAGGACUUUUAAUCGAUCCUAUGUCAAGUAGGCACGACGUGACUUCAACUGAAAACAUCGCGUGAAUGAGCAUAUCAAGAGCUAUCUAUUAAGUGUAAUAUAAAAAGCCAAUUAUACUUAUCCGUUUAUACUGAAAAUCCAAUUAACCUUUUUGCCCUCAGCAUGAAACGUAAGUCUGUGAAUAUGUUACUGUGAUGACGUGUGCCCAUUCAAGUAAAACCUCUCUUCAGCAAUACUUUCACAUGAUACUUUUUAUUUGGUGUGUAGUUCUAACUUUUAAGACGGUGGAUGAAAUCCUAUAGUGUGACCAUUCAAAUUAAUCCUUUCAGAUGGUAAUAUUUUUUUCUCUUUCAGCAGCGGAAUUUCGAAGUUUAUAAAUUUAUAUUCUAGCCACUCCGAGCUAGAACAAGCAGACCUUGGAAUCCUACAAAUGCAGUCAACAUCCCAUCAACUCUCAGAAAGUUUUUGAAUGGGCCAUUUGAUUAAGGGGGGUUACGAAGUGAUAGAAAGAAAAUAUUAGGGGAAGGGAGAGAUGUUAUUUCUUAUUUGGUAGAGUUACUCUGAUAUGAAAAGAUAACAAAGUUAAGAAAAUAGCUGCGUAUUAGUGCUGAAAGUUAGAGCUCAAAUGGAGUUCUGUAAAAGGAGUGAAGCGAAAAAAAAUUCACAAACACCCAUGGUAUACACUUUAGAAGUGCUACCGUUUUGGAGAGUAACGAUAAAUGGCAAAGUUAUCCAAAACCUAUGGCUCACUCUCCAAAUCACAAGUAACAAAAACGUCACUCUAAGAAGGUCUUAAAGGUGUCAAAUUAAAUAAAAACUAUUAAAUAAAAACUAUUAAUAAGACAAGUUUUGUUAAUGAAUUGCUUUUUCUUAUAUGUAAUUACUUUAAGUCUUCAGCCAAAAUGUUUUGGCUAACUGUUAAAGCUAACCAUUUACCUUGUGUAGUACAGUCUGUUUUCGCCACAUCCAUUCAUGCACAAAAAGUAGCAUCCCCCCCUCCCCUGUCAUUGCCCACGUGGGCGGAUGCAUGCGAUCACUUAAUUUUCCCACACGUCUUAAUUUCGUCAUCUGUUUUUAAAAGUAAGUUAGGGCAAACAGGCCACCUACUUCAAAGUUCAAGAUAAUUGGUGGUAACUGCUGAUUUUCUUCAACCACCAAAAUAACAGAUCUUGUUUCAUUACACAAUUAAUGGAAAUGGUUUACUACAAGCUUCUACCCAUCGUUAAGUUGGUUAAAUGCAGCACAAAAAUUUAGCCUUAAUUGCUUAUUCAUUUAGUCUUUAAAAAGGAAGCUGUAAUAGAUGAUGCUCUGUUACUAGAGUGCUCAUUGUUUAUAUUUCGGCCAUUAAGUCCUCAACUUCCUUAAAUAAACGACUGGGGGCAGUUUAUUUGGAGUGAUACUGGGGUCAGGUUCAAAGAUAUUUCUGCUUGCUUAUUCAAGUUAAAGCAACAGUGAAUCAUUAAAUGGUUGAUUGAGGUGACCUGAAGGCAACUGAAACGAUCUGUCGAUAAACAGAUUCACUGGAGAGAGAAUACUGAAACUAUUGGGUGACUUUUCCUGUUAUUGGUCUGUGGUUUAAAUCAAAUAGUCAAUCGAGUUCGAGAGACGUUAAUCCAAUUCACUGUCAUUCCUGCGGAGCUAGACUAUCAGAACGCGUGCCAGGGAAGGAAAAACAACUCGUCGACGAUGGAAUUGUUGAAGAUCAUUGUACCAAUCUAUCUCUUGAUACCAGCUGAAGUCUGCUUCGUUUUAUCUGAUGGUGAAGAGGUUAAAGUGACUACGAAAUAUGGAACAAUACAAGGACUGACUCGCCAUUUCCCCGACAUAGACAAGCCAAUAAAAGGAGUGAAAAAAUUUCUGGGAAUUCCUUACGCAGCUCCACCAACAGGAGAUCGGAGAUUUCAGCCCCCACAGGAGCCUUUCUCAUGGAAACCUGCCGUUUAUAACGCCUCCUAUUUUCGGAACAUUUGCCUCCAAGAUCCUGAGUAUAACAAUUUCUUCUGGCCUAACUUCUCACUUGCUCAAAGCGAAGACUGUUUGUACCUGAACGUUUACGCGCCGAAUCAAAAUUUGCCACCAAGCAAACUCUACCCCGUCAUGGUGUACAUUCACGGUGGGGGAUACGAUGCUGGGACCCCUGCGGUAAGUCCCGGGGAUGUUAUACCCCUGUGGGGUGUUGUGCUAGUCACGAUACAGUAUCGCCUGGGUGUACUUGGAUUCGCGACCACUAGAGACUCUCAGGCUUCGGGGAAUUCUGGGAUGCUGGAUCAGAUCGAGGCUCUGAAGUGGGUACAGCAGAACAUAAAAGACUUUGGAGGAGAUGCUUCUUCUGUAACGAUAUUCGGUGAAAGCGCUGGAGGGUCAAGCGUGGGACUCCAGUUGUUGUCUCCUCGAUCCAAGGGUCUUUUCCACCGUGCUAUUUCUAUAAGCGGAGUGGAUCUUUCUCCAUUUGCGAUUGGCUCCUCGAUAGAAGUGGCAAAUCAGACUAGAAAAGUUGCCAAACAGCUUGGUUGUUCUUCGAGCGACAACCGUGAAAUGAUAAAGUGUCUGCGAUCAGUUGAUGCAAAGAGAUUCCCAGUCAAUGAAGUGAACGUGUGGAGACCGAUAGUAGAUGGACACUUUUUGCCAGAUGCACCAGAAAACCUAAGGGAUGCUGGGAAGUUUCAUAGUGUACCAUAUAUGGCUGGAUUCACGAGCCGCGAGGGUUCGUAUUUUUUCCCUGAUGUACUUGCCAAAGUUACGCCUGAAAAUUUUCGUUACUACACAGCGACCAUAUUUUACAACAUUGGCAACAAAUACGGACAAAUGAUGGACGGGGGUCUUCCAAAGCCACUUCUUGACACGAUAGAACUCUUAUACACGCCAUGGACUGACAAAAGUGAUAAGGAUAAGGUGAAAAGGGGAUUGCCGAUGAAGUAG
This is a messenger RNA of Porites lobata, 51823 nucleotides long. The record is from the annotation of a GenBank genome assembly. NCBI's taxonomy places the organism in Eukaryota, Metazoa, Cnidaria, Anthozoa, Scleractinia, Poritidae.